This is a messenger RNA of Podarcis lilfordi (Lilford's wall lizard), 52085 nucleotides long. NCBI's taxonomy places the organism in Eukaryota, Metazoa, Chordata, Lepidosauria, Squamata, Lacertidae. The record is from the annotation of a GenBank genome assembly.
AGAGGGAUGGAACCGGGCGGCAGGGAAGCUCUCGCCAGCAGGCCGGACCGGUGAAGUUUGGCCGGGGCUGCCGAGCCGAGGGGCAGCGGCAGUUCCAAUGGGGGUGGGGGCAGCUCAGGAGCCUGGAUCCGAGCGGGGAAAGUUUUUAACUCUUCGCCUGCCCGAUUGACAUCCUUUGGCUCCGCACCUUUCCUAAAGGAGAGCAUUCCCGGGAAAGCAGCUUGGAAAAGAAAGGAAUCAAUCGAGGCGAGGGGUUUCUGGACACCUCAAGACGGGGAAAACUGGGGGGCAAAUCCGCCUCCCAGCACCAUGCUGCUGCUGCUGCCGGCCUGGGUCGCCUGGCUGGGCUUCCCGGCCCCCGAUUGCUGACCCUCCACUUUCGGGGAGCGCAAACGGGAGGCAGCAAGAGGAGCGGGGGAAAGUGGAGGGGGCAGCCGGCGGAUGUUCCAUCCCCGGGCCGGGGCGCCCCCAGGCAUGAGCGAUGGGGGGAGCGAGGCUGGCCGACGCGCCCUCCUCCUGGGGGACCCCGGCGGCGCCCCGGAGCGAGCCCGGGACAAGGAGGCGCGCGCAGCCGCGCUGGAGAGCGCAAAGUUGCGCGGAGGGGCCCCUGGAGGAGGAGGAGGAGGAAUCAAGGACCUGACGGCGGGGACCUCGGCUGCCAGCCCCGGCUCCUCCAAGGAGUGCGCCCCGGAGACGGAGAGCCAGCCCUCGGCGGGCGAGGCGGACUACUGCCGCCGGAUCCUGGUGCGAGGUAAGGGAAAGGCCCCCCGACUCGCGGAGGGGCGCGCGGCGGCUCUUGUACCCCGGCCUUCCCUCCGAUCCCAAAUCCAACUCCUUCGACCAAAACGCACACCUGCUGCAUGUAUCCCGACCCACCCACCGCGCGGUCAAGAUCUGCCUCCCCCUUAUCCACAUCUGUCGCCAAAGUCCGGCUCCAGAGACUUCUUCACCCAACCCCACGUUGGACCCUUUUUGCACGCUUCCUGCUCCACCUGUUCUUUUUUUGGGGGGGGGCAUUUUAAAAACCAGAACACCUCUGUCUUUCUGCAAAGAUGCGCGCCAAACCUACCAUCGCCCUCCAGCCACACUCUGCCCCCCAUUCCUUCUCCCUCUGCCCCUCUCUAAACGCUUCAUGCCCUUUCCCCCUAGCUCUCCAGACCCCAAACCCCGCUGUGCCUUCGCUUCUCCUUGCCCCAGCCUGCGCCGGGUCCCUCUCUGCUGCCAGUCUCCUUCGCCCUCUUGAGACCCGGCCGGGUCUCGGCUGCCCAGUUCACUGUCUCCAACCGUGGCUGGCCUGCAAUUGUGUCCUCCCACCGCCCAGCCAGCCAGCCAGCCAUCAUCUCCCUUCCCCCUCAGCAUCUCACCCUCCUUGAACGCUUUCCCUGCUCCAAAAAAGCGGCCCUCCUCUCCCCCCAUGUAUCCCUACUUCCCAUCACAUCCCUCCCGCCUCCCCAAAUCUGGCCCCAUAUGCUCCUUUCCAGGACCCUCCCGAUGGAGCAAGGAAGGGGCACAGCUAGCGACAGGAGCCCGAUCGCAUGGUUACUGCUAAGGGCGCGAGUGGGGGGCUGAUUUGGGCUCUGGCGCGGGUGGGGGGAGGUUGGGACAUUGCAAGCAGGCAAUGGCACGGGGGUGGCAUUUGCAACAGAAGCAGCAGAUGGAGGCGAUUUUUUUUAAGGGAAUCGGUCUUGCCCUCGUCUCUCUCUCUCUCCCCGGAGCUGCCCGUCUUUGGGGGGGAGGGGGGGCAACGCGUGUGCGCGCGUGAUAAUAAUUCCAGGUGGCUGCCUUGGCUGGCAAGCUGUUGUCGCAGGAAAACAGCGUCACUGCAGCACCAGCAAGUCAAAAGCUAUUUUCUCCCCGCUUCUCUCUCUCUCGAGCACACACAUCCUGCACUGAGCUCUUGGAAGGAAGGCAGAGGCUGAAAACGUUCCCCUGGGUUCCCUCUGCUCGUGACCCUCCCCGGCUCUGCCCGCUCAAAAAGGGGCUCAACCCUUUGCCCGAGUCUUUCGAGGAUGGGGACGGGACCCCACAGAAAGUGGGCUGCGCAAGGGGGGGACGACCCUUUCACUGGAAUCCAAGGCUGAGAUUCCAAGCUGUAAAUGCUUCCCCUGUUACGAAGGCCGAAUUAUUACCCUGUAGACGCACAAUAGACUGAAUCCAAAGGCAGCACAAAGAAUAUUCUCUCAGUUCAGCGCUGGUUUUGCUGAAGAUGGCAGUAGCAAUUAUGCAGGACUAGAAGAUUCACACAGCCAGCAAUUUCUCUCUCCCGAUUAUCUUUCGAUCUAUUGGUCUUGGGUGUGUGUGUGUGGGUGUGUGUAAAUCCUAAAAACCACGGCAAUCUUCAUUAGAUGCACGCCAUAAAUCAUAAAUCUCUGUCUUGGUUUGGCUUGUUUUCCCCCAUUCUUUCUCUCGUUUUUCCCCGAUGCUUAUCAGGUAUCCUUGUUAUGAGAUUUAGUCUGGAGGCGCGUGAAUCUUUUUCUCACAAACACAACAUUUCAGCUACAUGUGCUAUAUAUUUUUACUCGAUUGACCCGUCCUCUUUUCCCGCCCGCCCGAAUCUAAUUAUUUUCGUUUCGUGACGUUUCGUUGUUUUUCUCCUUCGUUGCGUUUCGUGAUGAUAGAUAGAUGAGUUGUUGUUGCUUGUCGAGGAUCCACGGACUCCUCUCGCCCACAGUUGCGCUCAAAGCAGUUGGGCAAAAUUAAAUAAAAGGAAUCGCGUAUGAUAACUGAGAAAUGCAUCCAUGCAACUUCUUGGUUUUCUUCCGAGGCCUUUGGAGACUCUCGGAAAGAAAUCUCGGGCGGGCUGCAGGCCUGGAGCCUGGCGAGGGCCGGCUGGUGACUUCUACAGCAGGGUCCGGAUCCUCUCUGGAGCUGGCCGGUUCCUCUUUGCAAAAAAAAACACACCCCAAAGGGCUGCGGUGGCGGAGGAGCAAUAGCCAAGAUGCAUCCCCAAGAGAGCAGGGAGGGAGGGAAGGAAGGAAGGAAGGAAGGAAAGUCAAGGGCCGAGAAAGCCCUCCUUGUCUGCUGGGCCUGGCCUGAAAAACCACGGCCCUUCAUUGUUUGAGUCACUGCCGGGUUUUGCGCCCUAGAGACAUCAGUCCUUCCACGUACAUGCACACGCCACACACAACUGCUUAUCUCCUUUUGCAACGAGACCUUCCCAACGAAACCUCAAAAUAUUUGAAGCGAAUAGGCGCAUUCUCCUUGCAAAGAUUUUAAAUAUAUUUUUGCAACGGCGGGAGCGAAAAGAUCGGAGACCUGUCUAAAGUGGCGACCGGCCCUGUGUCCCUCUCAAGCUCGCCCGCAACCCCUAUGUCUUUCUGGCACCCACCCAAAUUGAAGGAGGAAAAAGGCGGGAGAGGCUUGAAUUCUGCAGAUUUGAAUUGUGUGUAUGUGUCUGUGUUGAAAGAUAAUUUGCCCCUGAGAGAUUGGCACGAAGCCUGGGCCUAAACGGCGAAUAUUUGCAGAAAAUCCCACAGAAGGAGAAAAAGAAAUCUAGGCAUUUCUGCUUCCUGGGUCCUGCCUAUCCCUUGUUCUCCCGUCGCCCUCUGGCCCACCCAGUGAAGCCUCCAGCCAUCUUUUUUCCAUGGCGCCCUCGCUCUCAUCCGUUUCUCUUUCCGUUUUCCCAGCUUAGCCUCGAAGCCUGCGGGAAUUCAAGGUGGUUUUUUAGAAAGAUUUCCGCGUCACCGUCUCUUUCUCCGUCCUCCUCGCCUGCUUGCUGGGAAUAUAUGGCUGAUGCGUGUUUGAAUUGGCGGAUGGAUGGAAGGAUGGCUAGAUAACCGUAGAGCCAUAGGUCUGAAGGCAAGUACUGUGCGUUUGUACACACCGCCGAGUCACUCUCGAUGGUCAAACAGGACGGAUCCACGCGGCCGUGCAGACUCCCUGACAUUUGCACGGAGAAAAUUGCAAAAAACAAAACAAAAACCGUGGCGCGUUCCAGAGCCACUGCGACAGGAAUGUGCAUUAUUUGUUUAAAAUAAGUGAUUGAUUUAAAUUCACAUGCACACACAUAUGGAAAUAAAUUUAAUAGGCAAUAGAGAGAGAGAGAGGCUCGCUUGUACCCCGAGGCCUGGCCGUUUGGCACGCUUUGUUUGCAGUUAUUUUCAACGGGAGUUGAAAUCAACUUAGAUCCAGAUAACCUCAAAUGGGUGAUGGGAUCUGGUCAGAAGGGGCAAGAUUCAGUCGGAUCGCCCAGGCACUUGGGAUAGUUUCGUUGGUUUCGGUGGGAGAGUCGAGGGUCUCCUAUCGAAAUCUACGCGAAGGCGCUUACUUUGGGGCUGGAUCGUGCCCUGCUUUGGUUAGGCAGCUUACAGUGCAAUUCUGCACCUGUCUACUCAGAAGUAAGUCCCAUCGUUUCCCGUUAGGCUCUUUACCCUCAGGAAAGCGUGUGCGGAACUGCAGCCUUCGCAUUAUCUAACCCUGCAGGGUGCGGUGGCUUUUGCCAAAGAUAGUAUUUGUUCCACUGACGAUUUUAUUGUUGUUGUUUUUUUAAAAAAGUAGGAUUUGUAUAUUUGUAUGCGUUGCUCACGUAAGAAAGCAGAAGGGAAGGUGAGGGAAAUGGCAGGGGUUUGAGUUGACCUUCGCUGUCAUUUGAGGACGCAGUCGAGGCUAAGAGAAAACAGCUUUGAAAGUCAUAUUGAUUCUAGGGCACCAAUCCACCGGGAAGGUCUCCUGCGCCAGAACCGGUGGAAGUAACUGCGCUUGUCUGCGCAGGAGAUCUUCCGCGCUGACCUGCCCAGAAUUAACGCUCGGAUCCCUUACACUGGAGAAACAGAGAGGAAAUCUGGUCAGUAGAGCAGGCCUUGCUCAGUUAUAAAAUAUAGCUGGUUGCGCAAGGGGUGUGUGUGUGUGUGUGUGUGUGUGUGUGUGUAAGCCUCCCUUGCACCUUCCCCUUCCCUCAAUUUCGCUCUCCACCUACAUGUACGACCAUUUGCGAGAGACAGUUGUGUAACCUAACCUCUUAGGCCCAUGAUCUUUUUAUGUAAGUUGCAUUAAAACGCGCGCGCACAUCCUCCUCCCGGAGGUCCCUGAGUCUCGCUCACCUCUGUUUUCCCCUAACGCGGAGGCACCCCUUAAUUUUCUUCGCUAGAAAAAUGCCCCUAACUACGAACCAACCUUCCUUCUAUCUCUAAGGCUUCCUCUUUUAGUUCCUCCCUUCCCUCUCUGAAAGACCCUUGUUUAAAAGCCACCACACGUCUCCUGUUUCUUUUCCUACUGACAGAGAACAGUAUUGAUGAUGAUGAUGAUGAUGAUAACAACAACAACAACAACAACAACACAGUAAUAAUAAUACAGUAAUAAUAUUGUCAUGUAUACGCCGCCCAUCUGACUGGGUUGCCCUAGCCACACCUGGAAGCUUGCAACAAAACAUUAACACACAUAUAUUCUUAGGAGGACCCGCACUCUCCCUCCCCUGACGUGGUCAACAGAUGACCCGCUUCUGAGGGCGUCUGGCCUGGCUCUGGCAUCACACACAAGGCGGGGGGGGGGGGAGCGGCGGAACAAGCCAAGGAGGCCUCUUGUAUGUUUCAGUUUCAUCAUGUCAAUUUUGCCCUAGGACCCUAUGGGGUGGUGGGGUUUGUUUAGUUUCCGCGAGGCACAUGGCUUUGUGUAAGCGCAGAUCUCAAAUUUUGCAUCUUGCGGGGGCGGGCUGCUGCUGCUGCUGCAGGGAAUUUAGGGCGGGGAGGAAAGGGGACCCGAGUUUGUGUGUGCGCGCGCGUGCGCGUGCGUGUGUGUUUGUGUGUGUUUGCGUGCCUACGUGUGUGGAACUGGAGUGUGUUCCAGGGUUUGGCCUUAUUUUAAAGCUGACGUUUGGAAGAUGCACCGGAUACCUUGAGAGAAGCCGGGGUCAUCCAGAGGGCACCGGGACGCUUAUACUUACAAGCUCCUGCGCUCCCUUGCCAAACACUUUAGCAAGCAAAAGCCUGGACGCUCGUUGGGCUGAGACGUGCUUCAUCAGAUCCUAAUCAGCCUGGCUUGAAACUAAGUUAUCGAGACAGAUUAGGCCGGUAGGUGGGUCGGUAGGUAGGCAGGCUGAUUACUGCACAGUGGAAUUAGAGGGGGAAACGAGGGUCUCAUUGGUAGCUAGAAUCCGCACCGGGCAAGCGGUACAGGCCGCAAAAGAGCCGGGCGGUGCUAAGUACUUCCAAGUCACAUUGAUUUAAAUGAGAGGGUUAAGCGCGCGUUGAAAUCCCAGCCGUGGAAAGCGCUGAGCUCUGGAUGGAUCGGGCCCAGUGCUCGCUUACCAACAAAGCCAAGUGCAUUCGCCUACUUUCCUUGUCUACAACCGCCCAGGACACGAGAUGCGGUUUUAUUUCUGCUCAAAUUGUGUGCUAUCUGCCGUGUGUAAACAGAUCGGUGAUUUAUUUGCAAAUAUCUAACACUGCCUUGGCGAGGUUUGGGUGGGGGACACACGACUUCUUUAAUUUAUAUAUAAUUUAUAGAGGACCCGUCCUAUAUCCACUGGCGUAAAUCGCUUACAGUUCAUAACUUUAAUAUGUGAUUUUUUAAAAAAAUGAUAAAAUGGAAAUAUUUAGGCCUUUUAAAAUCACACACCAUUUCCUUCCCGUGGAUUGUGGCUGGACUGGACUUUACAUCCGAGGAACCCAGCAGCGGUAGGCCCCUGGCGUCCGAGGAGAUCCUGCUCAGGAGCCCGACCAGCUGGAUCGAGCCCCAUCUUGGUGUCGGCUGAAGAGGAAUAAAGGAACAAACCCUAAUUCUGACCAUAUAACGAUUUCUAGGGCGCUUUUCUCUGUUGCGCCAACGCCUGACCCUUUUCGGAACCUGCUUCCAGGCGCCCGCGGUGCCAUUUUGAGGACGUGGAGCCGCGUUUGCUCUUCCAAACAAGCAGCCAGAGGCCUUCGUGGACCAUGUCUCCCACGCCACUUGCCUUCCCAACUCCUCCUCUCCUCCCCUUCUUCGAAACCGGAACGCGCUUCCCUUUUCCUGCAGCAUCUGAUUUUGAUCCGGAUUGCAAAAGUUAAACGAGAAAUGAAGAACCGGAGGAGAUUCCGCUUCGCGCUGUCAGAUUUCCUCCAUUUUGCCGCAAAGGCAUCCCCCCCCCCCCAGCUCUGACAAAAUGGAGGCAAAAAGGGUGGUAAUUCCAUAAAAAGGACCAAGAGAGACAGUCCUAAGAUCCCUUGGGAUCAAUGCCCAGAACUCUGCCGGAUUGUGAUCAAGGCCCGAGCGCGCAAACGCAGCUCACAACGCUUUUACGCAGAGACGAAGACCCACUGAUUUCGGUCUUAGAUUCACUUUCAAAACCACCGCAGGUUUAUAUGUGUGUAUCUGAGUGUGAUUUAUAUUUAUAGCCUUUUUUGGCCUAGCGACUCCAAUACAUGAUCACUAUGUGUCUAACUGCUUCGGUCUCAAAAAUCGAGAUUUGAGGAUGUUUUCCUUUCCGAAAUCCGGCCUGGGAUUUUCUUCGGGAAGCAAAUCCUCUCACUCUCUCGCAAUUUCCGCCCCUACUUUCUCUCUUUUAAUUCCGAUAUAGAUUUCUUUGUUGCUGCUUUUGUGAGAAAAAUGGAAAAUUGUUGCGGAUUCGGGGGCUAGAUGAACAAAUUUCAUAUUAGCAAAUAUACACCGGUGUCCCGUCCCCCCCCCAAAAAAAAACACCCCCCAAAACACUCGGAGCGGAUCUGUCCUCGCGGCCUGCUGCUCAACCCCACCCAGGGAACGCCGUAGCGCUUUUGCGCAGUAAUUUCCGCCGGGCUUGCGGAGACCUUCCCGCUCGGUCGCUUGAGAGCGCCGCUUCCUUAUUUAUCUCAGAUAAUAUCAUGAAUUUCGUAUUUUUAUUAUUGCCUCAACUUCGAAAACUGUGUAACAAUAGUCACUAUUAAAUGAUAGUGUAUUUCUUUGUUUUUGAAAUGAUAUGAAGUGUGCAUGUGUUUGUGUGUGUGUGUGUGUGUGUGUGUGUGUGUGUGUGUGUGUGCGCUCCUACUCCUUCCUGUGGAUUCUCCCCUCUAACAUGCUUUGCGGGGGGGCGGGCGAAUUGAACACAGUCCAGGGAUGCAAUUUAUCCAGAGAUAAAUUAUUGGGCGUCACCGAAAUAAACAGGAAUUCACUGAGACUCGCUUCAUGCCUGCCUUUGUGGCAUGAAAACAGAGCUUUAAUUACUAUCAUUUAUUUCGAAAUUAUUAUUUUUUUCUAUCUUCAAAAACUGCGGGUAACUGCUAAGAGAAAGUCGACUCCGCCUCUUCCCUCCCCCGUCAUGUUAUAACUGUUUUUAUUUCACAUUUACAAGGGCACUAUGAAUAUUUCUGGAUAAUUAAUACACCCCAGUUUUGAAGACUUUUAUUGAGUGAUCCAAACGCAGCAAAGCAAAGAACCAAGCGGUUAGAUAUUCCUUCGGAACAUAAAGAAGUCCAGUCCAAGAUCAGUCAAAAGGAUGGGGAUAUUUUCGUGGAAGCGAAGAGGGCUGAUAGCCAUGGGUAUUCACAUGUAAUCAGAACCGAAUAAAAUAAAAUUUGGUAGGAACCUGCCAGUUACGACUUUGCUUUUUAAUAUACACCAGCAACACCCGUAGCGGGGCAGUCCAUUGCCUUAUCUUAUACUGUAUUCCCAUGUGCCCGUGUAUGUAAUCAUUAUAUGGAUAAAUUGUGUGUGUUGAGAGAGAGACGUUAUCUAUCUACCUGGUGCUGGAGCAACAUGAAAAGUGCUAUACAUAUGAUAAUGCAGGAAAUUCUGUAACACCGCGCUGGUAGAUAAUAUAGACGUAGCGCACACACCACCUACAGGGUUCGCGCACACGUAUAAUUUGCGAGCGCAAUUCUUCAGACGAGGCAUCCACGCAGAACCGAAAGGACCCGAGGCGCAAAAAUAAGCGCCAAGGGAUCCAGUCGACCCAAGGCCUCGGGGCCACUUCUGCACGAGCCGGAGGAGCGUUUUGCUCCGCGAGGGGGUCUCUGGGCCUCUGCCCGGUCCACGGACUCGUCGGGAUCUCCCGCCCUAUGGCCUAGCCCAUCUCCCACAGAGGAACACGUAUCCUGCAAAUCAGCUCUCCAAACUCCAGGGCUUCGGCUGGACUGAUGAAAAACAGAAACCCCCAAGAGUUUGGCGGUACCUAGAAAAUGACAUAUAUUUAUUAGGGCAGAAGUUUUCGGGGAUCUCGUUCCCCUUCGGUCAGAUACAAGAGCCGAGCGGUGCUGGGAAUCUACAGGCUCCUCGCGGGAGAGAGAUCUUUUCAGAGCCCACGCUAAUCUCCAGACUGUAAACUUGUUUUAACAGGCUUGAAUCUUUAAUUUUGAUAUUGUUGUCGCCCACCCUGGGGCUUGAUGGUGAAAGACGGGGAAGAAAUCCAUCAAAUGGCGUUACUACAUGUAUUUAUUUAUUCAUAUUAGGAUUAGGAUUAUUCACAGGUGCCACGUACCACGUUCUGCAUUUGUAAGAACUCCGUAUUUUAGUGUGGCAGCACCUGCACUUUGGAACUCCCUGCUUAUUGAUAAUCAGGCAGGCGCUUUCUUUGCGUUUUCGGCGGCUGCUAAAAACAUUCCUGUUGAGACAAACCCACCCGGAUCCUUAGAAAGCUGAGCGGAGUUUUAAAGCGGCUUUUAGUCUAGUGUUAUUUUAACUUUUUGAAAGUUUCAUGGUUAUUUUAAAUAACAAAACUGCGGUUUGUUUUUAACAAUCAAACGAUGUGUAAAGCUUAUGAAAUUUAUAUUAAUAAUUAUAGAGAUAAUAUUUGUAAUGAUAGAUAGAUAGACCGAUAGAUAGAUAGAUGAGAGUGGUUCAACCCUUUCCCUUUCAUCUGGAAAUAUUACUAGAGUUUCCUUCCUUCCCAGAGAGGUGAUUUCGAUCACAGGUGGGAAGGAAUAGAGAUAUAAUAGACGACAGAAGAAUAAAACAGAACCCACAGGCGAGGCGCCCUUUUCGAUGCGCGAAUAUGUCAAGAUACGGUCCGCUGUCCCGCCACGUCCCUUGCUUUUUCUCGAAAGCGGAUACACUUGAUGUCUCUGGACUUUCUCCUGAAAAGUCAGAUGAGAUCUGGCUGGCGUUGAAAGGGCCUGUGGAUCGAGGCCUUUGCAUUCUCCUCCCCCUCCGGCUUUAAGAAAUCUAACUAGAUAGCUGCCUGGGUUUUUGCGCAGCGAGCGACCGCGUCAUCUCCUCGUCACGGCCCCGAUCCCCUGGAAUGGCAAGAUCUGCUUGCUAGGGGAGUUUUCCCAUCACCUCCCUCGAUCCUCGGCUUCAGCCGCCUCCAGAAAGCGGCCCCAUAUUUCUCGUUUGAUGGGAAACUGAUACCGGGAGAGAAGAACGAGGGGCAAAUCCAGACAGGCGGAUCACUAGCUUCCAGCGAACGGUGUGGAUGUGGACAGGUACCUGCGAAGGUACCAAGGUCGCCGUCAGGGCUGUUUUACUCCACGGACCUCCAUUCCAGGAAUUUUGCAUUUUUAUUUUUAUUUUACACAAAGUCUGCCCAGCGCCUGCUGCGCUAAGCGGCCCCUUUGCCCAUAAAAUACUCGUGUGUGUGUCUAAAUAACACACCAUCUGUAAUUUAUCAAUCGAUCGAUCGAUGUUUCCCUCCUCAAAAAUCAAAGUUUUCACUGAUCCUUCGGCCAUAACUCCGAAAUGCAAAUUCCUUAUUGCAAUGGUUGUGUUUCCCACCACCGAGAAAAAACACCUCGUUUCUAGCGCAGAAACCAUUAUUUAGUUAUUAAAAUAUUUGUAUACCGCUGGGUCAUCACACACACACACACACACACACACAGGCGAUUAACAGCAAAUAAAACAUCAAACCAUGCAAGAAGACCAGAAAAAAAUUUAAAACAUCAAUUAAACAUUGUGGAGAGAUGUAUUUUGAAUUGCCUGCCCAAGCCUGGUGGAAAAGAAAAGUUUACAGCAGUCUUUAAUAAUAAUAAGUUGGCACGAUAAAGUGGGAUAAAUCAGUUUCCUUCUCCUCUGUUGUUACCAACCGAUAGAUCUCCCUAGACAAGUUGAAUUCUAGAAUUCGCUGGGAAAUAUCAGACAAGCUCUGCCGCCUUCGCGGUCCUGCGAGGGGGAAAUUCUGCGCGGCCAUAAUUCUGGUUGGACAGCCGAAUCCAACCCGUUCCUGCGCCCCUUCCAUUGCCUCCAUUCCCAGCGCGGAGGAAGAAUCCGCCUCCUUUGAAAAUUGGCAACAAUCACAAGGUUUACUCGAAAGAGAAGAGAGGGAGGGAAAAGGAGGAGAGAAAGAGAAGCCAAACUGAAAAUACUAUUGCGCCAUCACCACGCCCGAACACUCUUGGCGCCCCGACUUUUGAAAGAUCUCUGACUGGUUCUUGGCCCGGGGUGGGAGUAGCGGAUUCACACGUGCGCCCGUGACCGCUGAACCUGGCGCAUUCCCCCAGCUGGGAGACGAUGGCUGCCGCUGGGUCGUUUCUAGUCCACCCCUCAAAAAAGUGCAUUUAUGGUGAAACGGCUUCCUGAAAUUUUAUUUCAUUUUAUGGGAAGCGUUUGAUAAACGACCCUUGGGGACGCUGGACUUCUCUGGGGUAUUCCAUCACGUGUGAACGCACCAUUCCAAUUUCAUUCCCAGCUUUACAACUUCCUGAUAUAUUUGGGGCGGGGGGAGGGAGUGUCACCGAGAAGGGAGGUGCGGGUCAGCUCGCCAUGCGUGGGGAAUCCUCUGAGCAUGUGCAGCUUGGCCUUUUAAACUCGCUUAAAUUAUAGCUCCAUCAUGACUGUGGGAAUAAAAAAAGGGGUCGGUUUCUGCAGCCCCGAGGUCGAAUACAUUUCCUUUGGAAUUAAGAGCCGUUGUGUCCCUCUGCAACAGUUGCAGGACAGGAAAAUAUGUUUUAAAAGGAAAGAUACUAAAAGGAGCAUCUGUAGCUAUAUGUGCAUUCCUGGCUGCAAACCGAGAAGGCAAAAAGGCAGAAUUCAGACCGCAGCUGCACCGGUAGGCCUGGCCUGGAGUGUCCGUCCGGAGCUGCUGGCCGCUGCAAAUUUUGGAAACGGCUGGGCUGCGAGGUCCUGAGUCCAGUCCUGUGGUUGUUUAGUCGUUCAGUGUGUCCGACUCUUCGUGACCCCAUGGACCAGAGCACGCCAGACACUCCUGUCUUCCACUGCCUCCCGCAGUUUGGUCAAACUCAUGCUGGUACCUUCGAGAACAUUGUCCCACCAUCUCCUCCUCUGUCGUCCGCUUCUCCUUGUUCCCUCCAUCCUUCCCAACAUCGGGGUCUUUUCCAGGGAGUCUUCUCUCCUCAUGAGGUGGCCAAAGUAUUGGAGCUUCAGCUUCCGGAUCUGUCCUUCCAGUGAGCACUCAGGGCUGAUUUCCUUCAGAAUGGAGAGGUUGGAUCUUCUUGCAGUCCAUGGGACUCUCAAGAGUCUCCUCCAGCUCCAGAAUUCAAAAGCAUCCAUUCUUCGGCGAUCAGCCUUCUUGAUGGUCCAGCUCUCAUUUCCAUACAUCACUACUGGGAAAACCAUAGCUUUAACUAUACGAGUUCAGUCCUAGGGAAGAGUAUACGGUAUAGGCCCGGACUUUACUCGAAAGUAAGUGCAAGGUGGGGUGCUUCUUGUGUUUUCUUUUGACCGUCUUUCUCAUGAGCAAGCCCCCUUGAAACGAAUGAGAGAUGCAGAAGAUGCAUUUUUCUAAUGCUUACAUUGAUAUAGCCCGCCUUUCCUCCCAAAGGAGCCCAAGGCUGCGAACAACCCAAACCUCUAAAAACAGUGCCAGCCCAGAAAGGCAGACAUGGAGGGACCUCUCCUUUUAAAAAAAUUCAUUGUGCAAGAGACAGAUCUUCUUUAGCAGACUGGAGAAUUGAGCAGUUGGUUUGCCUCUUGCGAGGAGAGAGGUGCACACUUGACCUGGCGUCCUUCCUUCACAGGAUCAGUCCUCUCCAAGGCGGGGCCGUUUCUGGAUAACACCCAGCGCUGUGAUCUGCGCCCUCGGCUCCGCGGCCUGGUCCAGAUCAUCUGCCCAAUACAUUUAAUAGCAAAAGAGGAUGCAAAAGUUGGGUCCGUUCCCAUCACCAACUUCUCUGCUAUAUGCUUGCUGGUAGUAAUGCUAGCCUACCAGACAGGGUUGGUGUGAAGAUCGCUCAGAUGAAAUACGUUAAAGCUUGAGAUGCGCACGUUACAAUUGCUACAGCCGCAGCCCUGACCCCCCUGCUAAAUAAAUCGUAUUUAGCGCUUGUACUGCGCGCCGCCGCCCCUCUGUUUUUCAGAGAGAGACUUGGCUCUUUCAACUGCUCUUACCAGCAAGCAUACAAUGACCGUUGCUUCCUGCUAGUCGCCUCGGAGUAUGCAAAAAGAGGCCAUGCUUUUCCAGGAGGGUGUGUGCGAUUUAUCUUCUUUAUCUUCUCCAUAUCUCUCUAUAUAUUAGCAUUCUAUUUAUCAAUAUAUUUGAGCUUUGAUUCCUACGCUGCUUCAGGGGUUUCGACCAAGCGAUCCUUGAUGGGGAUCCCUUCCAAUUCUACAGUUCGAUGAUUCUAUAUCCCACCACAAUGCAUCCCAACAGGAAAAACAACAACAAUUGCACCAUAAUAAUAUCAGCCACUUACGACACAGAAUGUCUCAAUGUGACUUAUAAAAAUGUCACACCUGCAAUUGCCACAGGGAACUAACCAACUUCAUUUACCAAGAGUGGCCAUCUUGCAGUAUUAUAUAAAGGAAAAAGCCAGCCACACCCUGAUGAACCCCCAAACAGGCAAGGGGUAUGGUCCCAAUUAAAAUUCUAGCGUUUUUAAUCUUGUAUUUUUAUGUUGUGAACUGCACUUAGGGCAGUAUAUAAAUUUGAUGAUGAUGAUGAUGAUGAUGAUGAAUAAAGAGGAAGAAAGUCCUUGCCUGGCAGCUAGAAGUGGAGAAGGAUGGCUGGGAAGAGCAUUCCAAAUAUAAUAAUAAUAAUAAUAAUAAUAAUAAUAAUAAUAAUUUAUUAUUUAUACCUUGCCCAUCUGGCUGGGUUUCCCCAGCCACUCUGGGCGGCUUCCAACAAAACACUAAAAUACAAUAACCUAUUAAACAUUAAAAGCUUCUCUAAACAGGGCUGCCUUCAGAUGUCUUCUAAAAGUUUGGUGGUUAUUUUUCUCUUUGACAUCUGGUGGGAGGGCGUUCCACAGGGCGUGUGCCACUACCGAGAAGACCCUCUGCCUGGUUCCCUGUAACUUGGCUUCUCACAGGGAGGGAACUGCCAGAAGGCCCUCAGCGCUGGACCUCAGUGUCCGGGCAGAACGAUGGAGGUGGAGGUAUACUGGACCGAGGCAGAUAUAGGGUAGAAUGAUCAGGUUUUAUAUCACAUCCGAUACAUAUGUGGGGUGGAAGGGGCUUCACUAAUCAUUCACCUUCCGCAUCUCUAGUUUGGUAUAUCUGGGUUGUUGGUUUUUUGACAAGUACUGCUGGAACUGUGUAGAUGAAGAGGUUAAUAACGUAUUUUGCAAAUCUGCCUCUUCAUGCAUCUUUCUGUUCUUUACAGAUGGCAAAAGCCCCACAGUAAUUUUCAGUACAUAAAAUGCCAGUGGACAGCGUCUAUUGGGAAGGUCUCCUGCACAAGACCCAUUGCUAUGAAUGGGAGAUGUCUAGUAGUAGGACCUUCCACAUGCAUAGCACCCAGUGACUUCAAAGGGACUUGUGCAGGAGAUGUUCCCAAUCGACCAUAACCAAUGAUUCCUCCUUAGAUACCACAUGGAACACUUCAAGAUGAUUUGUUUAUUGAGCAUUCCUUAUGAUCUGUUUGCAGGGAAUUUGGAUAUUUGCUCCUCGAUGGGCAUUUGUUCUGAUAAGUUUGCAGGGAGGUUAGACAACAAAGAGUGUUAACUUCACACUUUCCAGUGUGGUUCUCCAUCACAUCCCUUAUCACAAAACUCUGAUCUUCUGAGAUAGCAGGUUGGUUGUGCAAGACCUCCUAAUCAAUGGCUGGUAUUCUGAGAAAAUAGUGACAGUCUGGAAGCCUACAAAAUUUUCUAGUUUGUAGCCAGUCUUUGUUGCGCUGCGGAGUGAGCAACAAAAUGUCCUGUUGUCUAGGCCAGACAAAUAGCUGCAGAGGAUUGUCGUGCUUCUGGAAACAACAUUUGGAAUCAAUGGCAUUUUUUUCUGGGUCGUGUCUUUAGGAUUGGAAGAAGUGGAACUCUAGUUCCACUAAAAUGAUCUGGGCUGCUCUUGAUAGAGGUGGCAUUCUUUGGCUUCCUCCAAAAAUAUUCUCUCUCUCUCUCUCUCUCUCUCUCUCUCUCUCUCUCUCCUGCCCAUCCAAACAAAUUAGGUUAGGGGUUAGAGACAUUCUUCUCCUCCACAAGUUCAUCCUUUGCACCCACAUCCUUCUUAUGGGGACUUGUGGGUGCUGCCAAGUCACCCGCUGUCCUCUCACUCUUGCGUUUUAAAAUAUUUGGUGUUUUUAUAUUGUAUUUUCAUGUUGUGAACCUCCCAGAGAUCUAGGGAUGAAGGGCAGUAUACAAACUUAAUAAACAAACAAACAAACAAACAUGCAUUUUAUGGACUUCCACAAUGUGAAGAAAACCAGCAAUUUAUUAAACAUUUUCAUUGUCACAAUGACAAUAUAAACAAGAGCAGGCAGGCAAGAGAAGGGUAGGAUGAACAGUCCAACCCAGAUGCAGAGUUUUGAAAAGCAGGUGCAAAACUAUCCAGCAGAAAAGAGGACGCUCUGAUAAGUCAUAGAAUCAUAGAUUUGCAGAGUUGGAAGGGGCCCCCCAAAGGUCAUCCAGCCCCACCCUGCGCAAUGAAGGAAUUUCAACUAAAGCAUCCAUGGCAGGUGGCCACCCAACCUCUGCUUCAAAAUCUCUAAGGAAGGGGAGUCCACCACCUUAAACAAUGCCUCUGUUGUUACUAGGCUGUGGCCACUGCGGAAGGAUAGAAAAUCCAGUAUUUGUUUUCAGGUAGACGGAGGCAGAAAAUAACAAGCUAGAUAAGGAGGAUAAAGCAGGGGGUGGGAAUAGAUGGGGAGGCUCAGAUGGGAAGGGAUGUUUUGGGGCGUCAGCUGAGCAAGGAGUCUGAUUAACAGGUAGCAAGUUGUUGGACUGGGCUACAUUCUUCUUUAUUUGAAUUUGUUAGUAACUUUAUACAGAAGAAUCUGGAGGCAACUGAGUAACAAGAUAAAAUACAAACAGGCGAAAUCAAUGCUGCGAAGCCGCGCCAAAGCAACAGUAUGCAAUGAUAAAUUCCUUUUUCCCCAAAAAAAUUUUUGUUAGUUUUUCAACAAAGUUUCAAAACAAACAAAUAGUCAAACAAUACAAACAAACACAAAUCUUCACUCUAUUCAAACCAAACUUCAGUAACUUUGUUAAGUGACUUCCUCGUAUCUCCCUGGUUGAAUUUCAGUGUAAAUUAUUUUAACGGUUUUCCAACACCAAUAUUCUUAAAAAAUUAACUUAUUCAUUAACAUCUUUCUUUCUUUUCAAUUCAGCAUUACAUCAUCUUAAUUCAUCACUUAACGUAUUAAAAUCCUAGGCCUAUCUGGUAUUUACAAGCUUUUUCAAUUAAAUUAACAUGUUUAGCUAAAUAAUCUUUAAAUUUCGUCCAUUCUUCCCGGUAGUCCUCCUCCUUCUGGUUGCGGAUUCUCCCAGUCAGGUUGGUUAGCUCUAAGAAGUCCAUCAUCUUCAUCUGCCAAUCUUCCACUGUUGGUAUUUCUUGUGUUUUCCAAUUCUUAGCUAGUAAAAUUCGAGCACCAGUUGUGGCAUACAAAAAUAAUUUAACAUCUUAAUGCUUAAUGCUUCCUAUGAUGCUCAGCCAACAAUACAAGUCCUGUCCCCAUCCUAUUAAAAGAUGUGGAGAAGCUAACUUAACCCACACACGGGAUUCUUCAGCUAUGAUUCCUGCAUUGCAGGGGGUUAGUCUAGAUGACCACUGGGAUCCCCUUCCACCUCUACGAUUCUAUGAUUUUAUGAAAAGCCUGAGAAGAUGAACAUAUCUUAGCCUGUUGGGAGAUCCUUGGGAGGGCAGGAAUGAGAAAUGGGAGGAGGGAAGUCAAGGUGGUGGAAGGGAAAGGAAAUAGAAAACUCUCUAAAUUUGUUUUGAGGAGAUGAAUUGAAAGCCCUUGAAGGUGAAAGGAAGCUAAUAUUUCCCUUGAAAGAAGAAGGAAAGAAUCUGGGAAUAGUUUGGGGAGGAAUAUUGUGAGAUAGUUGGCGUAUUGUUUUCUUGCUUGCUUUAAUUAUGCACUUUUUCAUUAAUUGGUAUUUUAUAUUUGUAAACUGCUUGGAAGCCACUUUGGCACUUCAGGAGUAUAUAGAACAAUCGUUUGAACAUACGCAAGUCUGAGAAAACACACCAUGCAGAACUGAAUAUCUGAAAGCCCACCCUUAUUUAUUUAGUUCAUAAAAUCUGUACGCUGCUUGAUUGUAAAAAACAACAACAACCAAAUCUCAAAAAAAGAUAAAACAGUAAAUAAUAAUAAUAAUAAUAAUAAUAAACCAAUAAUUUGAAUGAAUGAAUUUUAUUAUUUCGGUCACAGACCAGUUCCAGCCCACAUACAAUAUCAAUAAUUUAAGGCUUUUGGAAAGCUAAAAUAACAGUAAACUGGAAACAGAUUAAAACUCACACCAACUUUCUACGUACAUAGGUGAGCAGGCUUGUCUGAACAAAGAUGGGAAGUUCAAGAUGGUGGUGGUAGCAACCUAGGAGAGGCUACUGUUUUUGGCGGUGGCUGAGCUGUGGAAUUUCCUCCUCCACAUGUCCGUCUGGUGCCUAAACUGUACAGCUUUAAUAAUAUUCUGAAAAUGCACCACUUCAGCCUACCUCUCACCCCUGAGAUAACCUAUUUUUAGAGUCCACCUUAGUCUUCCCAUCGCAAAUGGUUUUAACGGAUCUUAAUCUUGUAUUUGUAUAUUGUGGCAACUCUACCUGGGACUUUAUGGAGAAGGGCGGUUAAGAAAUCAAAAUCAAUAAUAAUGAUGAUGAUGUAGAUUUGAAGAUGCAAGCACAUGGCUUGAACCUUUCCAGAUCAUCUGCCUCUUACGAACUAAAUGUUGUCCCUAAACCCAAAUCCUUGUGGUGUGCCUCUCACUGAGACAGAAAGGUGUGUCUGCCUCAAAGAAUUCCCCAUGCUCACACACCCGCCAACAUUUCUCUGAUGAAAAUAGGGAUGUCAAAUAUAAUAAUAAUAAUAAUAAUAAUAAUAAUAAUAAUAAUUUUAUUAUCUAUACCCUGUCCAUCUGAUUGAGUUGUCCCAGACACUCUGGGCGACUUCCAAUAUAUAGCUAUCUCAUUAAAAAAACCUUCCCUCUACAGGGCUGCCUUCAGAUGUCUUCUAAAGGUUGUAUAGUGACUUAUCUCCUUAUCUCCUUGACUCCGGGGUUGCAUAACUCCAUACCCUCCAACAUUUCCCCGAAGAAAAUAGGGUCAUCCUAAGGAAAAGCAGGACAUUGCUGGAUCAGAUCAGAAACUGGGGCAGCUUCAGUAAAUCUGGUAGUGUCCCUGGAAAAUAGGCACACUGGAGGGUCUGUGUUCAACUUGCUAAGGGCAUCUCUUUGUGAACUCUGAAAUCUUUGCAGUGAAGUUCUGAUGGGGUUUCCAAGGCGGCUUAUGAAGGGCUGAUGAUGAAUAAAAGGGUUGUCUGCUAGGCACACCACAGUUCACUUAUGUAAUUGUUGAUUUCUUCCCGUAAGAAUGGCUAUCCCCCACAGCUCUUGAAAGCUGCGUUUAUCAAUUAUAUAUCUCCUUCAAAUCGCAUCAGAUUUUCCAUUCGCAGAAACCCUCCAUCUCUCCUUUCCUCAGCAAAAUUACCUUGAAUGCUCGGCUUAUCGUUUUCUGUCUCCCUGGGCUGGCUGGGCCAUCACACAUAGCUGGAGACAUUUUGCAAAGGCGCAAAUUCAUAUCACUAAAAAUCUUCUGAUUUUGCAGCGAACUGAACCUGGGCUGAUCUCAUGUGGUGUCUCUGUUCAUUCUGAAGCUCCAGUGUCAAUGGCUUCAAUGUACACACCUCAAAUUUGCACAAGGCCCUCAGUGCACUUGCAUGAUUUACUUACACGUGUUGUUUAUAUCAUUUGUUUCUGAAAGUUUUAUAAACAACUUUUAGCCUGGUGCUGUUUCCGGGACUGCUUUUCUUUUGCACUUUAAAACUUCUUCUUUUUUGGCAGCAGAUGAAACUUACUUCCAAGUAAAUGGGCUUAGGGGCCAUAUCUGGUGUACUUUCUCCUGCAAAAGUUCUUUCAAAUGAGUGGGAAAGUCAGAAAAACUCAAGAGAGUUCCUUCAUGGCUUCAUUUCCAAAGAGCUUCAGGAAAACUUAUUUGGAGUUGCAAUCAUGAAUCAAAAACAACUCCUGUAAAUCAGGAUUGGAUUGGAUUGGAUCCAGACUUUGCUGUGCUUAGAGUAGGCCUAUUGCACAUCCUCCAAGUGUCCCUAUUUUCUUUCUUUCUUUCUUUUUUGGGCUUCCCCAGGUCCCACCUAUCUGAUUUUCAUUUUACUUCAUCUUUAGCAAUUUACAUAUAUCAUAGUUUCUAACCAUCUUUUUUUUUAUCACACUUAAAAUAACUUCACAUUUUAUCACUUACAAAUAAUACUAUUUUAAAAUACACUAUCUUCUAACCCUACAGCCUAAAUCCACUUCCAAAGCUUUUCUAAGAUUUAAAUAUUACUGUAUUUUUUCAAAUAUUCUUUAAACUUCUUCCACUGUCUCUUCUCUCUGGUCUCGGAGUCUCCCGGUCAGUUCGGCAAGUUCCAUAUAGUCCAUCCUCUUCAUCUGCCAUUCUUCGAUAGUUGGUAAAUCUUGUUUCUUCCAAUCCUUUGCUAGCAAUAUUCUCACAGCUGUUUUUUUUCCUCCCUCCCGGGAGGGUUGAAAGUGACCAGGGCAGGGGGCGCUGCAUGAACCCUCCCUGCAGCCCCCCUCUCAGCUGUAGGGUGGCUGAGGCGGUGGGCAGACACAAGCCCUCGAAAAAGCAGCGCAGAACUUGCAGGCAGUUCGCUCACCGCCUCCCCCUUACGAUACUAUAGUAAAGGUAAAGGGUAAAGGGACCCCUGACCAUUAGGUCCAGUCGUGGCUGACUCUGGGGUUGCGGCGCUCAUCUCACUUUAUUGGCCGAGGGAGCCGGUGUACAGCUUCUGGGUCAUGUGGCCAGCAUGACUAAGCCGCUUCUGGCGAACCAGAGCAGCGCAUGGAAACACCAUUUCCCUUCCCUUAUCUACUUGCACUUUGACGUGCUUUCGAACAGCUAGGUUGGCAGGAGCAGGGACCGAGCAACGGGAGCUCACCCCGUCGCGGGGAUUCGAACCGCCGACCUUCUGAUCGGCAAGUCCUAGGCUCCGUGGUUUAACCCACAGUGCCACCCGCGUCCCAUGUGCAGAAUGUAGGCACCCUAUAUAUAGAAAUGAGCAAACCAGUGAUAUUUUAGGGAGCAGACUAGCAGGCGGGGCCCAUGACUUACAUCAUAGGCGCCUACACAACACACAAACACUGUUGCUGUAGGUAGGUUUUAUUUUAUUUGCUUUUUAUCUUAUAAUUUGGAAAUGUACAUCCAGGUUUUUUCCCCUUUAAUUUUUGGGGGGGCUAUAGCUUGUUUAGCUUAUAUGUAAAUCUGGCACUGACGAUGCCAAUGUGUGCGGGAGAUCAAACAUGGGAGAAGCUUCUGGAUGUAGAAUACGAUGUUCCUAUUUUCAUUGGAGAAAUGUUUUUUGGGGGAGAUGCUAUUGAAACCUAAAUGGAUCUUAAGAGCCGCUUCUGAGGCCCCAGUUAGCUGCCUGCAUACAAAGGCAACUAGAGCAAGGAGCCCACAGAACGGGACCUUUUUGCUGGUGGCCCCACUGAUCUGUUAUUUGAUUCUGCUUGAAGUUUGGCAGGUUCCAUCUUUCUAUCGGCCUUAAAAUCCUUUCUUGUAAUGGCUAGUCUGCGAUGGUGCCUGGGUAUUUUGGUAUGGACAUGUCACUCCAUGCUGGUUUUAGAAAUAUUUAGGACUGUUUUGAAAUGCCUGUUUUUAGCUUGCUUUUAAAAAUUGUAUUAUGGUGUUUUUUGUGUGUAUAUAUUUGUAAACCACUUUGGGGAACAUUUUAUUUGAAAAAUGGUCUACGCACACAUGUAUGUAUAUGUGUGUGUGAAUAAUAAUAAUAAUAAUAAUAAUAAUAGGAGUUAACAGGCCUACUAUUUUCAAAUAUUUAUUUAAUGGCAUCAACAAAGUGCUUUACAUAAAACAUCUCAAGGUCAUUUCACAAUAAGAUUAUAACCUGUAAAACGAUUACACAGCUUCUUACCUAAAAACAAUUAUAGCAAUUUAAAAACAGAAACUUUUCAUUGGUUAACACAAUUUAAAAAUAAUUUCAUACAUAAAAACAAUUAAAAAAACCAAGUUCAUAUGUAUAAGCAGUUCCAAAUCCAAUACAGAAUGCAAUUUGAGAUGAAGAGCUCCACUUAAAAGGAUUUUGGGGAGGCUAGCCAUCUUCUAAGCAUGGCAAAAUCAGGAUCCAACCCUUUAUCAUUAAUUAGUUGUGGCUACCUUUCCCCCAAAGAACAUAUGAUAUCCCUUGAAUGUUGCGUUAGAGUGACGAUCUGAAUCCGUAUCUCCCUACUUAAAGGGCAGCACUUUAACCAUUAAAUCCCACUGGCACUACAAGAUACACUGCCACUGCAUACACACAGAGAGAUAAAUAUGUGGGGCAUUUUCAGAAUUCACACAUGCCCCAAACAGAAUCGAAAGGCGUUCUGCUUUCUAGUGUCUCCUAUGAAAAUGGCUCUUUCCCACAAUCAGUCCAUCAGUUAAUCAAUGUUUUUAUUGUACAGCAUCACACAAUUGUUUUCUUUUAAGAAUAAUAGAUCUGUCAGCUCGGUCCAGGGCCUUUGCAAUUCAGCAUCUCAAAACGAGGACAAAUGCCAGUAGCAUACAACCCACCAACAUAUUCCUCAACUUUUGCUGCUGACAAAAUUCCCUUUUAUCUGAGAACAGAGAAAUCCUGGCACAGCCAAAAGGCCAUAUCAGCGAGGAAUGAACCCCAAGAGGCUAAAGAAUGCAGAUAGAGAUCAAUAUAUUCAUCACAGCCUGAUCAGCAACUAGGCCCAAAACUCCCACCAAACAUGAUGUUAUUCUUAUUAUUAUGAAUAAUAAUGACAAUAGUAAACUAAUCAUUUUUAUAUCUGCCAAAUUUUACCUCGGAAUCCAUUCUUCUGAAGUCAAAAUGAACUAAACCAUUUUAGAAACCUGCCCAAUCUUAAAUAUAGGAGGUAAAAUUUAACUCACAAGGUAGACGUUUAAACAUUUUUCUUCUUCUCCAAAAUCUGACUCACCACGGAAUCUGCUUGAAGUACUGUCAAGUUGACUGGCCUGUUUUUCAAAGAGCGUUUUAGUUUUCGUUAUCCUUGGCUCAACCAGAAUUCCUGCAAAAAGCUUCUCGUCUGUUCAUAAUUUUGUGGAUCUGCCAAAAGGAGGAAGAAAUUGAUAUAGGUUGCUCCUGUAGAUCAUUUCCUUCCCAAGCCUUCCACAGUUUAAAUGAAUAAUUUGCCUAUGGUUAUAAUGAAAAGGGAUGCGGGUGGCACUGUGGGUUAAACCACAGAGCCUAGGACUUCCUGAUCAGAAGGUUGGCGGUUCGAAUCCCCACGACAGGGUGAGCUCCCGUUGCUCGGUCCCUGCUCCUGCCCACCUAGCAGUUCGAAAGCACGUCAAAGUGCAAGUAGAUAAAUAGGUACCGCUCCAGCGGGAAGGUAAACAGUGUUUCCGUGCACUGCUCUGGUUCACCAGAAGCGGCUUAGUCAUGCUGGCCACAUGACCACAUGCUGGCCACAUGAGCUGUACGCCGGCUCCCUCGGCCAGUAAAGCGAGAUGAGCGCCGCAACCCCAGAAUCAGCCACGACUGGACCUAAUGGUCAGGGGUCCCUUUACCCUUUACCUUUACCUUUAUAAUGAAAAAGGUGUCCGUUUUCAGGCCUGACAUGUUUCCAAGGAAGGAUAAGAAUAAUCUUAGGAGCUAAACUUGAACCUCUCCAGCAGUUUGGUUGUUUCCUGCGUCCAGAAAUGGCAGCCCCUUUUCCCAACCUCGUGCUCACCAGGCGUUUUGGACUACAACUCCCAUCAGGCUACCUGGCACCCGGGUGGAAAAGGCUGGACUACGGAGCCUUUUGGGAAGAAACACUGGUUUCAAAAACUCACCAAACUCCACAGGGUCAAGUUCCCUCCACUCUGUUUCCCAUCACUCUGGAAGUAAAACCAUUUUUACAUUUCCAGUGUCUGUUUAGGCACAUACAAGAUGAGCUUAUAAAUUGAUGGAUUUGGUCGAUGGUGGGGUCAAGCACCUUUAGCCGCAAAAUUCACAGCGCAGAUCACAAACAUAGGCAUAAAGAUACAAUAAAUGGAGUCUUCUCAGAUGUUUCCUGGGGCUCCUAAAACCAUUGCACUCCCUUGGGUGUGUACUUUGCUGCUGGUGUGCAUCAGUGUUCCCGACUACCUCCCCUCAAUUAUUCAAUUUAUUUCAUAACAUUUGCACCCCGCUUGCUUGCAAGAAGAAACCUCAAAGCUGUUUGCAAGAAGAAUAAAACAAAAAAUAAAUAAAUCCAUAAAACAGCAGUUAAAAACAUUUUUUAAAAAUCAACAAUGAGCUAAAAGAAAACAGAUUAAAACAUGCCAGCAUAUCUGGGUAUGCUUGUCUAAACAAAAACAAAAUGUUCUUAGCAGGGGCCAAAAUGAGGGAGGGCGCCUGCCUUAAUGUCAAUUGGCAGGGAGUUCCAAAGUGUGUGUGCCACUGCACGAAAACAUUUCAUAUAAAUGAAUAUUACGUGUGGCGCCUACUGCAGCAGCACAGAUUGAAGAGUUGGGCAUGCAGGUGGCGAGGCGAUUUCACAGGUGAUAGUGUUUCCAGGCCACAUUGUGAUCUUGCACGCAGGUGUUUGAUUCCCUGUGCAAUGCAAAAAAAAAAAAAGUUGAGAUGCAAGUUUUCUGAUAUACAAAAACAGCAGGUUAAAUGUCUGGAUAAAAUGUGUGUGUGUUACCCGGAGUCCCUGAGAUUCGUUGCGAGCCAAGCAAACCAAUUUCCUUUCCUUUCCUUUUCUUUUUUGAGAUAUGAGUUUUCAGGAAUUGGCAGGGGUUUUUUUAUUUUUAUUUUUAAGUGUGUCAUGUCCAGCUCAACCAACAGCCUUCUUGUGAAGCAGGAGGUGAGUUUAAGGUCAAGGCAGAGGUGAAUGAACAACUGGAAGCUACCUGAUGGUCCCUAGGGGAGGAAGGAAGUGGGAGCUCUGCUUGGUGUACACCCACCCACUGCAACGUCACCACUACAAGGAAGGCACUUCUUCACACAGCACAGAGUUAAACUAUGGAACUCACUGCCACAAGAGGCAAUGACCAAGCUAGAUGGCUUUAAAACAGGAUUAGACAAAUGCAUGGAGGAGAGGGAUAUCGAUCUCUCCUAGGCUCCUUCUCCAUGGCCAGCGGCAGCCAUGCUUCUGAAUAUCAGUUGCCGGAAACUACAGGAGGGGAGAGGUUUGCUCUUGUGCUCGGAUCCUGCUCACUGGCUUCCCAUUAGGGCAUCUUGCCGGCCACUGUAAGGACAGAAUGCAGAACCAGGUGGGGCCAUUGGUGUGAUGGCCUGGGACUCGGGCUUGGAGCCGGAGAAGUCUCAAUCCACGCCAGAUCCUUUGCCUCAGGCAGCAUCUGAACCUAGUCUGGGGCCUCAUUCUGAAGAGCCCCAGUCUGGACAGGUUCCCCUGCAACAAACCCCAGUCAGGGGCCUGAGCCUGCCCUGGCUCCAGAUGCGGGGAUGACCUCAUUGCCUCCAGCUGGGCCAUCACUUACAGCUGCUCCACUACCGGUUGGGUCAGGAGAGGCUGAGGCUGCCUCUGGGUCUAGUAACCCACCGACGUCUCCUGAGCUGCAGAGACUAAGGUCUGAGAGAAGGAGAGACCAGAGUACCUGCAGGAGGAGUGCUCGCCUUCGAGCGAAUCAGGGAGGUGAGUUGCCGAGGGAUCAGGACCGGCCGUUACCCCGACAAAGAUAAAAGGCUGUUGGACCCCACCCCAGGUUGUGGGAGCAAGAUUGCUGUAUGCCAGAUCCUGCCUGAGAUCCUGUACCUGUCCUUGCCUGGUUUCCUGCCUUGGCCCUGUCAGACUGACUCCCAGCGGAACCUUUGGAGACUGGACCUGGACUGUGUUACUCAGGUUACCCCCGGGCCCAGCAGAAUUGGGCCUCAUCAAUAGGAGUAUAGCAUCUAGAUCAAGGGAAGUAAUAGUGCCACUGUAUUCUGCUCUGGUCAGACCUCACCUGGAGUACUGUGUCCAGUUCUGGGCACCACAGUUCAAGAAGGACACUGACAAACUGGAACAUGUCCAGAGGAGGGCAACCAAAAUGGUCAAAGGCCUGGAAACGAUGCCUUAUGAGGAACGGCUAAGGGAGCUGGGCAUGUUUAGCCUGGAGAAGAGGAGGUUAAGGGGUGAUAUGAUAGCCAUGUUCAAAUAUAUCAAAGGAUGUCACCUAGAGGAGGGAGAAAGGUUGUUUUCUGCUGCUCCAGAGAAGCGGACACGGAGCAAUGGAUCCAAACUACAAGGAAGAAGAUUCCACCUAAACAUUAGGAAGAACUUCCUGACAGUAAGAGCUGUUUGACAGUGGAAUUUGCUGCCAAGGAGUGUGGUGGAGUCUCCUUCUUUGGAGGUAUUUAAGCAGAGGCUUGACAACCAUAUGUCAGGAGUGCUCUGAUGGUGUUUCCUGCUUGGCAGGGGGUUGGACUCAAUGGCCCUUGUGGUCUCUUCCAACUCUAUGAUUCUAUGAUUCUAGAUUGAUUCUAGAUCCCUCCACCCAUAAGAGUAGGGGUGGUUACUUGAAACACCCUUAAGUUGUCCGUACUCUUGCACAUGUCCCAGGUAAAUGAAGAAGGAAGCGGCAAUCACAAUUUCGAUCUAUGUCCAACCACAAUGUUGUCAGGUCCCAUUGCUGGGGCCACCAGCAUCCGUUUUCAAAUGCAGUCACUGCAGAGCAAUCACUGGUGGCUGGCAAUAUUUUGGCUUCUGUCAGGGAUUCUUUAGUUGUGAUCGCAGAAUUGCAGGGGUUGAACUAGAUGGCCUUUGGGGUCCCUUCAAACUCUACACUUCUAUGAUUGUAUCUAUGACGUAAUUCUUGGAAUCCAUCAAUUCGCACCCGUUGCCCAAAACCUAAACACAGAAAAACUUGUAACAAGUGAAGAAAACUUGCUUCCAGUUGCAUUGCAGUUUCCACCCCCCACAAAUCAAUUUAAUUAUUCAUUAUCUGAAUCCCUUUCCCCUAAAUUAAAUGAAUCCAAUAAACUAUUCUUCUUGUUGUUGUUCCUCUGAGCCACAGCACAUCAGAACAUUUCUGCUUAGAGACACAUGGGGACACCUCUUUGCUCUGCUUUUGGAUUAGGAUUGGUGAGUCGUGCUGAGGGCUGAGGAGAUUGACAGAAACGCCUUUAUAGAUUCAAAGACAUGUGCAAUGGGGGGGGCAGGAAAAAAAGUGUGCGGCUUUGAAGGAGGAAAUGUUUAAAAAUGGCUUGGCCUUUUGCAAUGUGGGAUAGCUGCGUUCCAGUAACCGAACUGGAUCAGCUUGCAACAUGAACCUGCAAUGAUAUUGUAUUUUUGGAAUGAAAGCAGGUUCUCAAGAAAAUCAUUUUUUGUAAUAGAUCUACACCAGUUGCUCCCAUAGUAGGAGGGACGGCCCCUGGGGGCAAUUCGGUAGUGGGGUAAGGUAAAGGUAAAGGGACCCCUGACCAUCAGGUCCAGUUGUGGCCGACUCUGGGGUUGCGGCGCUCAUCUCGCUUUACUGGCCGAGGGAGCCGGCGUACAGUUUCCGGGUCAUGUGGCAAGCAUGAUUAAGCCGCUUCUGGCGAACCAGAGCAGCGCACGGAAAUGCCGUUUAUCUUCCUGCCAGAGCGGUACCUAUUUAUCUACUCGCACUUUGACGUGCUUUCGAACUGCUAGGUGGGCAGGAGCUGGGACCGAACAACGGGAGCUCACCCUGUCGCGGGGAUUCGAACCGCCGACCUGAGAGCCAGUGUGGUGUAAUAAUAAUAAUAGUAAUAAUAAUAAUAAUUUUUAUUUAUACCCCACCCUCCCCAGCCAAGGCUGGGCUCAGGGCGGCUAACAAGCAAUAAUAAAAAUAAGUUGAAUGAAUACAACUUAAAAACAAAAUUAAAAUACAACAUUAAAAGAGUUCUAGACUCGUAAUCUGGUGAACCGGGUUCGCUUCCCUGCUCCUCCAUAUGCAGCUGCUGGGUGACCUUGGGCCAGUCACACUUCUCUGAAGUCUCUCAGCCCCACUCACCUCACAGAGUGUUUGUUGUGGGGGAGGAAGGGAAAGGAGAAUGUUAGCCGCUUUGAGACUCCUUCGGAUAGCGAUAAAGCGGGAUAUCAAAUCCAAACUCCUCUUCUUCUUCUUCUUCUUCUUCUUCUUCUUCUUCUUCUUCUUCUUCUUCUUCUGAUCGGCAAGCCCUAGGCUCUGUGGUUUAACCCACAGUGCCACCCGCGUUCCCUGUAGUGGGGUGCUAAGAGGCAAAGGGGCAGCCGAGGGGUUGUGGAGGUGUAAAUGACUACCAGACUUUGAAAAGCUGGUAUGGUAGGUGCCAAACUCCCUGCGGUGCCAAAGCACCCACAAAAUCCCCCACAAUGGGGCUGGGCACCCACAAAUUUCAGUGCCAGGGCCUUCACACUGCAUGGCACCCACAGCUUUGGGCACCCAUGGUCGUGGGGCCAAGUUGGCACUCCUAGCUGGUAUCACAGCUUCAAGUUCAGCAAUUUUGUUGAAUCAAUCAAACUAAAUAGUUUUAACCGGAUUUUGAAUAGACAGUUAGCGUGCAAUUAAUUGUGACUGCUUUGGAUUUUAUUGUGUUAUUAUCUUCCUUAGUGAGUCAAGGAAACUUCUGUUAUGAAUGAUACUUUUUAUAGGGUAGAGUGGGGGACAUGGGCGUAGACAGGAUUCAUUUUAGCGGGGGUUAGACUUUAUGCUGGAUGCUGGGGGUGGGGGUGGGGGUGGGAACAGAACCAAGUUAUCCAUGAUGCAAUUGGUUGGUUAAUUAAGUAUUUUUAUUCAUUUAUUAGAUGGGGAGGGAGCUUCCCCCCGGCGCCACCAGGUGGGGGGUGACUUUUGGGAACCAAGGGGAUUUUGACGAAGGAGGCGAGUAACUAAACAAACUUUAGAAUAAAUCUGAAGGCAGCCCUGUAUAAGCAGGUUUUUAAAUUUUUAAUGUUUUUAUAUAUGUUAGAAGCCGCCCAGAGUGGUUGGGACAACCCAGUCAGCUGGGCGGGAUAUAAAAACAUUAUUAUUAUUAUGGAAUAGGACGUCCCUAUUUUCAUCAGAGAACAGGGUACGGUAUAGUAUCAGUUUUAUUAUUAUUUGCAGAAUAUGGAUAGAUAUCUUUUCAAAAUGAGAGCAAGAGCAUCAAGUCAUACUGAGGACAAUUCUAGCUGUGUUUUCCAGCGUUAUUUCUUAUCGAUGAAAAAUUUGGCGUGGUGCAAGCCAAUUUUGUGUGGUGCAGGCGGAAAAGUUUGAGAACCACUGCCCUAGAAUUAUGUACAGUGGUACCUUGGCUCUUAAUCCGUUCCAAAACCAAAGCAUUCCAAAACCAACAUGGAAAGUAAUACAAAACAGAUUGAUCCAUAAAAUGACAGCAAUAAUCGAUGUACUGUACUAUAAAAUAAGACAGUAUUGUAAAUAAAUAAAUAAAUUUUUCUUACUUGCACUGAUGAUAGGGCCUGCAAGACAAAGCUGUUCCGCCUGGCCUUUGGUUUGGACUCAGUCUGACCCUUAUGUUUUCCCUCCCCUUACGGUUUUGAUCUAUCGGCUACUUUUAAAAUGAGGCUGCAUUUUAAACUGCAUUUUAACCUGUAUUCUAAAUUGGUUUUCCCCUCCCUAUUAUGUUUUUAUUGUAAUUUUACUGGUGUUUGCCACCCUGAGCCCAGCUCUGGCAGGGGAAGGUGGGGUAUAAAUAAACUUUAUUAUUCUUAUUCUUAGAACAUUAGAAGCCAAAGGCCUGGUUUGAAAAGGAAGGUUUUCGCCUGACGUACGCAAUUUUGUUUUGUUUUAGCCGCUUGCUUUUCAAAUUUUAUUGACCCUUCUCUUUUUAGAUUGUUGCAUUUAAUGUUCCUUCCAUGCUGUAUGGAAAGACAGGGGACAGAAGUCUUAAACAGACACCGGGAACAAGCGUGUCUUCCUCAGGCCAGAGAUGCUCCUUUGAAGAAAGGGCCCUUUUGUGCAAAGGAUUUUGCAUGAAUAGCGGACUGGCAGGUGAUGGUUUGACAGGCUACUUUCUGCCACGGCCCUGGUCUAUAAUUAUCCAAAAGUGAAAGGGUUCAAUAUUCCUCCUCCUUUUUAAAAACAACAAUAACAACCCAGUAACAAUCUGUUAUACAUAAGAUUGAGACCCUAUUAAAAGGGAUGGGCAUAUUUCCACAAAAUAACAGUGCCAAAAUCUGCAGGCAUCGCAGCAGAAACUAGAACGGGGUUGAGGAAAAUAAUAUAUUUCCCCCCCUAAUUUUUUUUUAUCAAUUUUCCACAUUAUUAGACAAAUAAACAAACACAAAUCAUAACUGAACUUAAUCCAUUGUUAAUAUCAUAAUUAAAUGACUUCCUCAAAUUCCCUUGACUGAAUUUCAUUAUAUAUCAUUGUAACAGUUUUCCAAAAUAGUAUUUCACAAGAUUUACUUAAUCCUCUUAACAUCUUUAUCUCUUUUCAUCUUGACUUUAAACAUAUUGUUUUUUAAUUUCACAUAUUUAGAUCCUUGGCCUAUCUGUUAUUUGCAAGUAUUUCUAUUUAAUUUAUCUUAGCAUAUUUGGAUAAAUAGUCUUUGAAUUUCAUCCAUUCCUCCUGGUACUCCUCCUCCUUCUGGUCGUGGAUUCUUCCAGUCAGGUCGGCUAGCUCCCAAAAGUCCAUCAUCUUCAUCUGCCAUUCCUCCACUGUUGGUACUUCUUGUGUUUUCCAAUUCUUGGCUAAUAAAAUUCGAGCUGCUGUUGUGGCAUACAAAAACAAUCUAACAUCUUUCGGGGGCAAUUCCAACCCUAUUAUUCCAAGAAGAAAGGCCUCUGGUUUCUUUGCAAAUGUAUAUUUCAACAUUUUUUUCGAGGAAAAUAAUAUCUUAUUCUGAUGGGGAAUAUGAUGUGGUAGAUUUCAGUCUAGGACGUGUGUUUUUUAUGCUUCAUUCGUUUUGCGUUUUACAAUAUGUAUUGAUCUAUUGAUUAUCUAUCCCAGCUUCUUCUCCAAGGACCUCCUCAUUUAAAACCCACAACAACCAUGUGAGGUAGGUUAGGCUGAGAUAAUAAUAUAAUAAUAAUAAUAAUUUAUUAUUUAUACCCCACCCAUCUGGCUGGGCUUCCCCAGCCAGUCUGGGAGGGAGCAGCUGGCCAAUGGUCACACAAAGUCAACUUCAUGGCUGAAUGGGGUUUUGAACCCAGGUCUUGCAGGUCCUAGUCUGACACUCUAACCCCUGUGUGGCCACGCUGACUCUUUAUAUACCCUCAAUUUUUAGAAUAUAUGCACUGCAGCGCUUAAUCUUUUAAAAGAAAUCUAAGCCAUUUUGAUAGAAUGGUAUAAAAAUUCAUGAAAUGGAUUUUAGGGUCUGUUUUAACCUCCUUCUUCUUUUGCACAAGACGUUUUAUUUUAUUUAUUCCAAACUUCGUUGAAAUUGCUUUAAAGGAACAAUUGCUAAGCGUAAGGUUUUGUCUUCCAGGACAAAUGCAUAUACAGAUGUUAAGGCUUGCAGGCAGUCCUCUCCGUAUGGCAUCGAAACAGACUUGGAGAAUUUUUUUACGUUACAGAUUAAGCUCCCAUCUGCAAGGUAUAAUAUCCUUCAGAUUGAGAGCGUUGAGAUAAUUUCUCCAUUAUGGCUGCUGCGAUUGAGUUGGAAGGGAGAUUACGGCACCAUUGUUAAUAAACGAUAUAAAUUGAGGCCAUCGUCUUGAAACUCAAGAUUUUAAAGCGGCUGCGUCCCCUUUUGGUUUGUGCUUUCACUGGUUUGACAAGCUGACCCAAAAAAGGGGGGGAGGCAGGAGUCUAGAAAGGUUUUAAACUGUUAAGUCAGUAUAAUAAGUUAUCAGCCCUUCCAAAGAUGGGGCUGAGCUCAGUGACUUGUGAACCCCCUCCUUUAAUAAAUAAUAAUACAUUUUAUUUAUACCCCGCCCUCCCUGGCCAGAGCAGGGCUCAGGGCGGCUAACACCAGUAAAAACAUACCAGUAAUGGGGGGGGGGACCAAUUUAAAAUACAGGUUAAAAUGCAAUUUAAAAUGCAGCCUCAUUUUAAAAGUAGCCCAUAGAUCAAAACCAUAAGGGGAGGGAAACAUAAGGGUCAGACUGAGUCCAAACCAAAGGCCAGGCGGAACAGCUCUGUCUUGCAGGCCCUGCGGAAAGAUGUCAAGUCCCGCAGGGCCCUAGUCUCUUGUGACAGAGCGUUCCACCAAGUCGGGGCCAGUGCUGAAAAGGCCCUGGCCGUAGUUGAGACCAAUCUAACCACCUUGCGACCUGGGACCUCCAAAAUGUUGUCAUUUGCGGACCUUAAGGUCCUCCGCGGGGCAUACCAGGAGAGGCGGCCCCGUAGGUAUGUGGGUCCUAUCCACAAAGGUAGUCCAAGGAGAGGGGCCGAGGUGAUUUCUGAGGAUUUGUUCCUCCAAGCGCUUUUUAGAAAGACCAGCCCAGCUUGAAAACAGGCUCCUGAACUUUGGGGGAGCCAUCGGCUCCUCGGUUCCAGAAACUCGUUCCCAAUGCCUACGAAAAGCAUUUAUUCAGGGGUUGGACUAGAUGACCUUUGGGUUCCAACUCUACAAUUCCUUGAUUCUGAGAGUGGUUUUCAUGACCCACUUAAGGAAGGUCAUGAAAUCGUAGAGUUGGAAGGGACCAUUCUAUUCUAACCUCCUGCAAUGCAGGAUAACACAAUAAAAUUCAAAAGAGUAAAACUUUAUUUUCGCAGUCAUUCAGACUCUUUAAUUCAACAAAAUGGAUGUACUUUAUCCAGCAAUAACAGCUUUUAAAAGUCUGAUAGUCAUUUACGCCUCCCUACGGCCCCAGUGGACACGGGUGGCGCUGUGGGUUAAACCACAGAGCCUAGGACUUGCCGAUCAGAAGGUCGGCAGUUCGAAUCCCCACAAUGACGGGGUGAGCUCCCAUUGCUUGGUCCCUGCUCCUGCCCACCUAGCAGUUCGAAAGCACGUCAAAGUGCAAGUAGAUAAAUAGGUACCGCUCCGGCGGGAAGGUAAGCGGCGUUUCCGUGUGCUGCUCUGGUUCGCCAGAAGCGGCUUAGUCAUGCUGGCCACAUGACCCGGAAGCUGUACGCCGGCUCCCUCGGCCAAUAAAGCGAGAUGAGUGCCACAACCCCAGAGUCGGCCACAACUGGACCUAAUGGUCAGGGGUCCCUUUACCUUUACUGUCCCAGUACACAUAAUUAUAUGUGUGCAUCCCUCCCAGGUAAUCCCAUUGUCCCCCAGGGAGUGGCACUUCCCACUUUGGGAACCACAAUGUAAAGGAAAGGAAGGGGUCUGGAACAAGAGGCAGUUAUGUUCCCAAGUGCAAGUUGGACUGGCAAUCUUUAAAUCUGUGCUUUAAAUAUUAAUUUGUUCGUUAAACGUCUAUCCCCUGCUUCCUCCCAGAGGAGCCCACAGUGGCAAAUACAAAAGUGAUAAAAAUAAAUAAAAUAAAAAGGUAUUUAAAACACUUAAGAACAGUGGCAGCUGUGUCCCAUUUUCUCUCUCCAUGGAGCUCAAUCAUCUACAGCGUAGGAAUACCUGCUGAAGUUGAGAAGUGUAGUUUGUGAAGUAUGAAUGGGGGUGGAGAUAACGGAAGGAAAGUUUUCUUACAAUGCUAUGCUAAUACUACGAUACGAUACGAUACAAUAAUCAUUAUUGUCAUUGUCCCAUUCAGAACAACGAAAUUGAAAAAAUCUACAUCAGACAUUCAGAAACUAACAAGCCUUCUAUCCCAGCUAUCCCAACCUGGUUAGCCCCCUAAAAACUCUGAUACCCCAUAAUUAAAUACAAUAUACUCCCAGAGAGACUACAUUACACUGCGUUUAAAACCAAAAUCGCAUUUGGGUAGAAACUGUUUCUCAGGCGGCUAGUCCUAGUCUUUAUAACCUUCUUCCAGAAGGCAGAAGCUGAAAGAGAUCAUUUCCGGGGUGCGCACUAUCCUGCGCUAUCUCUGCAGCUUUCUUAUGACACCUGGAAGCGUAGAUUUGAUCCAAGGUGGGAAGAGGGCACCCAAUUAUUCUCUCCGCAGUCUUUACAACCUCGGACAGCAUUGGUUUUUCCCUGACCGUGCAGUUCCCAAACCACACACACAGACCAUAAGUUAAUAUACUAAGAAGCAUUGAACUGUGGAGUGGAAAGGGAUCCCCAAGGGUCAUCUAGUCCAACCCCCUACAAUGCAGGAACCUCAGCUAGAGCAUCCAUAGCAGGUAAUCUAUUAACAUAAGGAGGCAGGAUGGCUGUGAGGUUCAAAUGGGCAAUGGGAAGUUAUUCUUCACACAAUGGAUAUUUGACCUAUGAAACUCACUGCCACAAGAGGCGGCAAGGGGCGCUGAGUUAGGUGGCUUUUUGAUAGGGUAGGACAAAUCCAUGGUAAAUAGGUCUGUUAAUAGUUAACAAUCUGAAUCCACAGUUGGAGGCAGCAGUUGCUGGAAGUCACAAGGGCACCUGGUUGGCCGCAGUGAGAACAGAAUGCUGGACUGGAUGGGCCCUUGGACUGAUCCAGCAGGCUCUUCUUACUGUUGAAACCAUUCCCUCGUCCACGAAAAGCAGGCAGCCUCAUAGUAUAAUCAGCUGGUCAGUGUUGACUUCAAGCUUCUCUAGGGUUAUCCAGGCUUAGUUAUUCCGAUCAGAAACACCGGAAUGUAGCUGAUCCAAGCGGGGCUUGAAGUCCCCGUCCAUCAGCUGACCGAGGGUGGCUUCAAGCACUGCUUGGAUGAGCUUGGAUCUCCCUGUGCAGCGUGACUUGAACUCAGGCCCAAAAUAAAAACCACUAGAAUGCCUCUAUUACACAAAUCCAGUUGAAAAAACACGUAAAUGUAAUAGGCUGUAUAACGACAACUGUAAAGUUAUUUACUAGAAACUACUUCUCAAAAUUAGAUACAGCUUCUCAUAAUGGUCAAAAUCAACAUCGUGACAUAUCAUAUUAAAAUGUAGCUUAUUCAGUCCAGCAUGUACAAAAUGCAAUUCCUAUUUUGUCAGUCCCAUAGUACAUUCAUAUUCUAAUUUCUUCAUCUUCUCUUGUCUUUUUCUAUCUGACGUAUUCCUUAGAAGAGUACAACAUUAAAUCAUUUGAACACUGGCACUGGUAGAUGCUGGCACAGGCAGACAGGACAAGGAUUCCUGGAUGUUCCCCUGUUUUGCCCCAGGGGCUUUAUCAACUGUGCGUGGUUCGUUACAACUGUUGUUGUUGUUGUUUAGUCAUUUAGUCGUGUCCGCCGCUUCGUGACCCCCUGGACCAGAGCACGCCAGGCACUCCUGUCUUCCUCUGCCUCCCGCAGUUUGGUCAAACUCAUGUUGGUAGCCUCGAGAACACUGUCCCACCAUCUCGUCCUCUGUCAUCCGCUUCUCCUUGUUCCCUCCAUCUUUCCCAACAUCAGGGUCUUUUCCAGGGAGUCUUCUCUUCUCAGGAGGUGGCCAGAGUCUUGGAGCCUCAGCUUCAGGAUCUGUCCUUCCAGUGAGCACUCAGGGCUGAUUUCCUUCAGAAUGGAGACGUUUGAUCUUCUUGCAGUCCAUGGGACUCUCAAGAGUCUCCUCCAGCACCAGAAUUCAAAAGCAUCAAUUCUUCAGUGAUCAGCCUUCUUGAUGGUCCAGCUCUCACUUCCAUGGAACUUAUUCGUGAUAAGGCCACCACCAUGCAUUAUGGGAACAUCAGAGGAUUGACAAGUGGCCUGUUGUGUGUGUGUGUGUGUGUGUGUGUGAGAGAGAGAGAGAGAGAGAGAGAUGAGUUUGAACUCCGGCAGCCCAAUUCACCCCUUGCCACCCUAGUUUUCUGUUUUGCUUUUCCACCAGGCACCUUCUGCCUUUGUUGUUUGACUUGCAGUGUGUGAUUUCAGCCGGCAGAUGUCCCUUUGCCUUGAUGUGUCUGUUCACAUCCUUGCCUUGGAUGUAGUGAAAUUGUUGUUUAUCAGGGACUGAUGUCUUCACCCUAUGCAAAACUGUUCACACCUUGGCUAGAGAGGAAACAGGAACAGCUUAAGGGAGAGCUUUCCAAACUGUGUGUCAUGAGGACUUGAAUGCUCCCCACACGCCUCCCAGGGCUGGAAAAUGGUUAAUUUAACCUCCAGUUUGCUAGUAAAACUGUAUUACUGUAUCUAAAAAAGUGUGUCACCAACAUGAAAAGUUUGGAAAGCUUAAGGGCUCCCACUGGUGUGAAGCUGGCUGAAGCUACAGCACAUCAAAAGGCAGCAUCUUACAACAAAAUACAGGAUAUAUUUGCAUUUUGGAUAAGGGUUGUGUGAACACAGAUGGAAAACCCACCUUUGGGAAUGCAUAAGGAGUGUGAACAGAGCCUUAGAGGAGUGCCUAAGCUCUCAUUCAUGCCACACAUUUAAAGUGCUAGGAUACUGCCAAAGAUCUCUGGGAGCUGUAGUUUGCUAAGGGUGCUGAGAGGUGUCAAAAAGCCCCUCUUCCUCCUCUCACAGAACUACAAUUCCCAGAGUUCCCUGGGAAGAGGCAUUGAUUGCUAAACCACUCAGGGCGUUUGUGGACAGGCAUUCUCAAUCUCCUUCAAGCCACCACAAUUGGGACGUAUUCCGAGAUGGCAGCAAAGCAAUGUCUCUCUCUCCCGCUCAUGCAAUAUGAACCGAACUCAAUUUCCAUAGAAGUAGAAUCUGCACCCCUCUCUUGCAGGAAAAGCAACCAAGAGUCCUGCGGUGCCUUAAAGGCAAAGAAACAUUUAUCAUCACAUUAGUCAAGCCAAGCGAUUUAUUACGGUCACAGACCAGUAAUUACCCCGGCAUAAGAUUUCAUAGACCGCCGUCCACUGUAUUAAAUGCAUGAAGCGUUCUCCUCGGUUGCAAGUCUACCACUCUCCAUGGGAACGGAGGAAGAAUUGUAGACAGUGAGAUAUCAGAGGGAAAUGAGUUGCAGGAAAGUUCAGCCCAGGUAAUUUUGUAAUUAGCAGUUGUAGAAUACAACAAACAGCCCUGCUGGCUGAAACACAAGAUGCUGGCAUGGGGAAUGAAAUAUAGUUGAGAGUGGAUUUCAUGCUCUUUAUUCAGCUCAUAGUGGUGAGGAGGAAUGGAAGUUCCCCCAGAAUGUCUGCUUUAUAUACAUUAUUUACACAAUGAACCCCACUUGAUUGGCUAAUUCUGGGAUUCUCCUGUGGGCCAAUCAGGUUGCGGAUUCACUUCCACCUGGAGCUGGAUUGGGUGGCUCCUGUGGACCAAUCAGACUGCUGCAUUCUGAAUCCUAUUGUUCUAGGACCAAUCAGACAGCUGCAUUCUGAAUCCUAUUGUUCUAGGACCAAUCAGACCGCUGCAUUCUGAAUCCUAUCGUUCUAGGACCAAUCAGACAGCUGCAUUCUGAAUCCUAUUGUUCUAGGACCAAUCAGACUGCUGCAUUCUGAAUCCUAUCGUUCUAGGACCAAUCAGACCGCUGCAUUCUGGAUCCUAUUCAACUCAGUACAUAACACCCCUCCCCUCUAAGUUCCAGUCCUGCCCGGGAGGUUGCAUUCAUAGUCCUCAAGGUACGCCGGCCGCCUACAUAUGCGUUGCGGCCUGGGGUGUUCCCUGGUCAGGGGUUCGGGUUCUGGCUCGUGUUCCGAGGAUGCUGGCUGUGAUGGGGCCAUUUGGUCUGGUGCGACCGGCUCGCUCAGUCAUGGCUCUGGUUCUGGUGUCCUUUCGGCCUUGUGGGUCCUCUCUGUAUUUACUGAUUCUGCUCCCCUGCUGGCCGCUCCUGCUCUACGGGCCUCACUGCCCCACUGUUCCCUUGGGACUCCUCUGACCCGUCCUCCUCCUGGUUUUCUCCCGGGAAUCGUCGCCGUAUCUGGUCGCAGUGGCGGCGCCAGCAUUCCCCCCCAUCUGUUAGCACCUCGUACGACACGGGGCCAGUGACCCUGGUGACUGUGGCGGGUACCCAUGCCGGGCCUGCCCCCAAAUUCUUUGCGUACACUGGGUCCUGGGCCACGAAGGUCCGGGGGUUCCUGCCUUCCCCCACCACUACCUCAUCCUGAGCUCUAUCGGGGUGAAGGCGGUCCAGUCUGAUUGCAAGGCGCCGGCCCAUUAGUAGUUCAGCGGGGGCUCCUUAGCACAAGUAGUGUGAUUCCUGCGUUGCAGGGGGGUGGAGUAGAUGACCCCUUGGGGUCCCUUCCAACUCUACAAUUCUAUGGUUCUCUGAUUCAAGAAGUGCAUAGAAACAUGCAGCAGCUCAUCCCUUACAGUCUCAGCUGUGGCCAAAUGCCUGUUGAAACAGACACAUUGAUACGAUAUGCCGGAAGGGGCAUAUUUCCAGCACGAGGGAGUUCCUUGGUGUCUGGGCUGAACGAUGGGGGUGGAGACGCUCCUUCAGGUCUUCUGGACCGACGCCGUUUAGGACUUUAAAGGUCAGCACUAACACUCCGAAUUGUGCUUGGAAACGUACUGGGAGCCAAUGUAGGUCUUUCAAGACCGGUGUUAUGUGGUCUCGGCGGCCGCUCCCAGUCACCAGUCUAGCUGCCACAUUCUGGAUUAGUUGUAGUUUCCGGGUCACCUUCAAAGGUAGCCCCACGUAGAGCGCAUUGCAGUAGUCCAAGCGGGAGAUAACUAGCGCAUGCACCACUCUGGCCAGACAGUCUAAGGGCAGGGAGGGUCUCAUCCUGCGUACCAGAUGGAGCUGGGAGAAAGCUGCCCUGGACACAGAAUUAACCUGCGCCUCCAUGGACAGCUGUGAGUCCAUUGAAAGUAAAACGGACAAUAUCAUAAUGCUGUCAUACAAGUCUAUGGUGCAACCAGGGCUUUUUUUCCAGACGGAACUUGCUUGAACUCAGUUCCGGCACUUCUCAGGUGGGCGUCAUUGCCAUUAUAGUGGUACCUCUGGUUACGUACUUAAUUCGUUCCGGAAGUCCGUUCUUAACCUGAAGCACCACUUUAGCUAAUGGGGCCUCCUGCUGCUGCUGCGCUGCCAGAACACGAUUUCUGUUCUCAUCCUGAAGCAAAGUUCUUAACCUGAAGCACUAUUUCUGGGUUAGCGGAGUCUGUAACCCGAGGUACCACUGUAUAAGAGAACAAGGCAGGUGUUCGUGGUGAGUUCCUGCACCGCUUUUUCUAGAAAAACAGUGCCACCAUAUUUGAAAUUCUGCACACACCUCUGGCUGCCCCACCUCAGAAAGGAUAUUGUAGAGUUCAGAAAAGUGCCCUCAAAAUGAUCAAGGGGAUGUAGGGACCCCCCUAUGGAGAAAGCUUGCCGUAUUCGGGACUUUUUAGUUUGGAGAAAAGAAGAGUAAGUGGCGACACGAUAGUAGUUUAUAGAACGAUGCAUGUCAGGGAGAAAGUGGAGAGAGAAAAUAUUAAAAGCCACCCCACAUGAAAGUUGUUCCCCCUCUCUCAUAACACCAGCUCAUAGGAGCAAAACUCAUAGGGGGGCCCAAUAAAAUAUUUGAGGGGGCUGCCCCCCCCAGUUUAUGGGCAGUGCCAUUCAAAUGGUAUGCAUGCACUGUGUCAUGUGAUUGAUUAUGAGGGGUGGGGCUUACCUGCCCCCCCCCCAAUAUUUUAUUUAAGUUGUCACCCCUUGGGGGCCCAACUCCUCUCUCUUGCGGGGGCCCAGUUAGUGCCAUUGCCUUCCGUUAAGAGUUUGGGUAUAAUCCUUGUCUCCUCCCUUUCCAUGGAGGUGCAGGUUGCAGCCACAGCAAAGGUGGCAUUUUUCCAUCUCCGCCGUAUUAAGCAGUUGGUCCCUUACCUUUCUCGCCCCGACCUGGACACAGUGAUCCAUGCGAAGGUCACCUCCAGGCUUGAUUAUUGUAACUCGCUUUACGCGGGGCUGCCCUUGAAGCUGACCCAGAAACUCCAGUGGGUGCAGAAUGCCGCAGUGAGGCUCCUUACGGGAGCCUUGCCGCGGGAUUACAUUCAGCCAGUGCUUUACCAACUGCACUGGCUUCCGGUGGAGUACAGGGUCAGGUUUAAGGUGCUGGUCUUGACCUUUAAAGCCCUAUGCAGCCUAGGACCCACAUACCUACGGGACCGCCUCUCCUGUUAUGUCCCGUGGAGGACCUUAAGGUCCACAAAUGACAACACUUUGGAGGUCCCAGGUCGCAAGGUGGUUAGACUGGUCUCCACUAGAGCCAGGGCCUUUUCAGUACUGGCCCCGACUUGGUGGAACGCUCUGCCACAAGAGACCAGGGCCCUGUGGGACUUGACAUCUUUCCGCAGGGCCUGCAAGACAGAGCUGUUCCGCCUGGCCUUUGGUUUGGACUCAAUCUGACCCUUAUGUUUCCCUCCCCUUAUGGUCUUGAUCUAUGGGCUACUUUUAAAAUGAGGCUGCAUUUUAAAUUGCAUUUUAAAUGCAAUUUAUUUUAAAUUGGGUCCCCCCCAUCAUGUUUUUACUGUGAUUUUAUUGGUGUUAGCCACCCUGAGCCCGGCUCUGGCCGGGGAGGGCGGGGUAUAAAUUUAUUUAUUUAUUUAUUUUUAUUUUAUUUGUUUAUUCAUGGACAUCAAAUGAAGCUGAAUAUUGGAAGGUUCAGGACAGAUAAAAGAGGCAGAGGAAGCACAGAGUUAGACUAUAGAACUCCCUCCCACAAGAGGCAGGGACAUUAAAAGAGGGUUAGACAAAGUCAUGGAGGAGAGGGCUGUCGAUGGCGACUAGCCAGGAUUCCUAGGCUCAGUCAUCCACAGUUGGAGGCAGCCCUGCUUCUGAACACCAGUUACUGGAAACCACAGGAGGGGAGAAGGUGGUCUUGCGUUCGAAUCCUGCUUGCUGUUUCCCCAGGGUCAGACCCUGUGAGAACAGGAUGCUGAGCUAGAUGGGCCGCUGGCCUGAUCCAGCGUGGGCUCCUCUCCUUUUCCGAUGACCUCCCCUUUGCUUUUGCCCCCAGAUGCCAAAGGGACCAUCCGGGAGAUCGUCCUUCCCAAAGGUCUGGACCUGGACCGGCCAAAGAGGACCAGGACCUCUUUCACUGCUGAGCAGCUGUACCGGUUGGAGCUGGAGUUUCAGCGCUGCCAGUACGUGGUGGGCAGAGAGAGGACGGAACUCGCCCGGCAGCUCAACCUCUCCGAGACGCAGGUGAGGGAUGGGUGCCUUUGCCGAAGAAGGCGUCGCUCUUUUCCGCCCCACACUGAUUCUUCCCCUGCUCCUUUUCAUUCUCUCUUCCUCCUUCAUUCUCAUUUUCUCUCUCUCUCUCUCUCUCUCUCUCUCUGAAAUAUACUCAGAGUCCUGGGGUGAUUUCAAGCUCUUUAUUGCAGCUUGUGAAACAGUGAUUGAAUUGACCCCCAAACCUCAGGCUUUUAUAAUAAUAAUAAUAAUUUAUUAUUUAUACCCCGCCCAUCUGGCUGAGUUUCCCCAGCCACUCUGGGCGGCUCCCAAACGAGUGUUAAAAACAAUACAGCAUUAAAUAUUAAAAACUUCCCUGAACAGGGCUGCCUUCAGAUGUCUUUUAAAGAUAGGAUAGCUGCUUAUUUCCUCCACAUCUGAAGGGAGGGCAUUCCACAGGGUGGGUGCCACUACCAAGAAGACCCUCUGCAAGGUUCCCUGUAACCUCUCUUCUCUCAAUGAGGGAACCGCCAGAAGGCCCUCGGUGCUGGACCUCAGUGUCCGGGCAGAACGAUGAGGUUGGAGAAGCUCCUUCAAAUAUACAAGACCGAGGCCGUUUAGGGCUUUAAAGGUCAGCACCAACACUUUGAAUUGUGCUCAGAAAACGUACUGGGAGCCAAUGCAGAUCUCUCAGGACCAGUGUUAUGUGGUCCUGGCGGCCACUCCCAGUUACCAGUCUAGCUGCUGCAUUCUGGAUUAACUGCAGUUUCCGGGUCACCUUCAACGGUCGCCCCACGUAGAGCGCAUUGCAGUAGUCCAAGCGGGAGAUAACUAGAGCAUGCACCACUCAGGGGAGACAGUUCGCGGGCAGGAAGGGUCUCAUCCUGCAUAUCAGAUGGAGCUGGCAGACAGCCGCCCUGGACACAGAAUUAACUUGUGCCUCCAUGGACAGCUGUGAGUCCAAAAUGACUCCCAAGCUGUGCACCUGGUCCUUCAGGAGCACACUAACCCCAUUCAGGACCAGGGAAUCCCCCAAACCCACCCACCCCCUGUUCCCCAAAAACAGUACUUCUGUCUUGUCAGGAUUCAACCUCAAUCUGUUAGCCACCAUCCAUCCUCCAACCGCCUCCAGGCACUCACACAGGACCUUCACCGCCUUCACUGGUUCUGAUUUGAAAGAGAGAUAGAGCCUCUCUAAUAUACAUUAUUUACACAAUGAGUCCCGUCUGAUUGGCUGAUUCUGCUUUCCUCCUAAAGCCUGAUUGGUCUUUUCCUGCAGGCCAAUCAGUUGUUGCAUUCUAGGAUCCUGCUUGCCUAUUGUUCCAGGAUCCAAGCUUAGUACAUAACACACACACACUCUCUCUCUCUCUCUCUCAGCUUUCAUGACACAAUGGGACUCUUUUGGCUUAUUUUGAGCUUUAGCAAGCAACAGAUGUCGCUUUGACUGCAUCAGUACCCACAAGACACUCAGCAUGAGUCACCCCAGGCAGGAAACUGGAGUCAUGUGGCUGUGUGGUGUAAUGAUUAGAGAGUGCUGGACCAGGACUUGGGAGAGACCAGGGGGAGGGGAAUUCUGUUCGGUCACAGAGAUGUUGUAUAAAAGCAUCUUUUUGAGUGUCCCACGCCCCUAGCACUGGAAGCAUGUCCUGAGCUCUGAGUCCUGUGGUGCCCAGAAGCAAAUGAGCUUCUGGAUCUUGUGAAAUACUCGGAAUCAUAGAAUUGUAGAGUUGGAAGGGAGCACCAAGGGUCAUCUAGUCCAGUCCCCUGGAAUGCAGGGAUCACAGCUAAGCAAUCCCUGAUUUAUGGCCACCCAACCUCUGUUUCCAAAUGAAGGCGAGUCCAUUACUUUCCGAGGGAGUCCAUUCCACUGUCAAACAAGCCCCCCGCCCCCUAAUGUUCAGACAGAAUCUCUUUUCUUGUCAUUUGAAUCCAUAAUAAUAAUAAUAAUAAUAAUUUAUUAUUUAUACCCCGCCCAUCUGGCUGAGUUUCACCAGCCACUCUGGGCAGCUCCCAAUCGAAUGUUAAAAACAAUACAGCAUUAAAUAUUAAAAACUUCCCUAAAGAGGGCUGCCUUCAGAUGUUUUUUAAAAAUAAGAUAGCUGCUUAUUUCCUUGACAUCUGAUGGGAGGGCUUUCCACAGGGCGGGCGCCACCACCGAGAAGGCCCUCUGUUUGGUUCCCUGUAACCUCACUUCUUGCAAUGAGGGAACCACCAGAAGGCCCUCAGAACUGGACCCAUAGCUGUCAACUUUCAGAUUUGAAAAUAAGGGAUCAGCAGCCUCACCUGUCCCAGAGACAGUCUACAGGAUAUCUAAUAAUCCGGGAUAGCAGCGGGAAGCAGCGGGAAACGGCAUUGGAAUAAGGGAAUUUCCCGAAAAAAAAGGGAAGCUAUGGCUGGACCUCAGUAUCCGGGCUGAACGAUGGGGGUGGAGACGUUCCUUCAGGUAUAAAGGACCAAGGCCGUUUAGGACUUUAAAGGUCAGCAUCAACACUUUGAAUUGUGCUCGGAAACGUAUCCAUUGGUUCAGGUCGUCGCCUUGGGAGCAGCAGAAAACAAGCUUGCUCCAUUUCCCAUGUGAGAGCCGUUCAGAUAUUUGAAGGUGGUUCUCAUCACCCCACAGUCUUCUCUUCCCCCAGGCUAAACAUCCUCAGUGCCCUUAAAUGUAAGGCUUGCUCUCCAUCCCCUUUAUCACUUUGAGGAAGAAGCAAAAGGCCACAUCUCACUGUGGCACCAAACACAUUUGCAAGAUGUUUUGCUGUCUGAGGACAGUCGAACACUUAGAGCAGGGGUAGGCAACCUAAGGCCCGGGGGCCGGAUGUGGCCCAAUUGCCUUCUCAAUCCGGCCCAUGGACAGUCCGGGAAUCAGCAUGUUUUUACAUGAGUAGAAUGUGUCCUUUUAUUUAAAAUGCACCUCUGGGUUAUUUGUGGGGCAUAGGAAUUUGCUUAUUUCCCCCCCCCAAAAAAAUAUAGUCCAGUCCACCGCAUGUUCUGAGGGACGAUGGACCGGCCCACAGCUGAAAAAGUUUGCUGACCCCUGACUUAGAGCCACCCAUUCUACAUAGCGUCGUGAAUCCUACCGUACUUCAGUACAAGCAAUGGGGCACUGGGCUGCACCCUAGGGAGACCAGCAGGUUAGAGGACAAGGUACAGCUACCUUCUCCAACAAAAGGGUCUGGUCAGAGAGCUCAGGAGGAAGAGCCACCCAGCCUAUGGUGCCUGAGGCAGUUGGGUCACUCUGCCUAAUGGUAGGAACUGCCCUCUGCAUUUUUGCAUGUAGUAAGUCCUCAGCUGCAUCCCUGGCAGAACCAGGGAUUUAUUUUUGUUGAUUGCUUAUUCACACGUCAGUUUUUCCUCCAAGGAGCUCAAGGUGGCACACGUGGUUCUCUCCCUCCCAGUCUGUUUCCACCCCCAUCGUUCAGCCCGGACACUGAGGUCCAGCGCCGAGGGCCUUCUGGUGGUGGCACCCGCCCUGCAAAAAGCCAUGGCAGAGGGCCUUCUUGGUGGUGGCACCCACCCUCCCACCAGAUGUCAAAGAGAAUAACAACUACCAGACUUUUAGAAGACAUCUGAAGGGAAGUUUUUAAUGUAUGACAUUUUAAUGUAUUUUUAAUCUUUGUUCGAAGCCGCCCAGAGUGGCUGGGGAAACCCAACCAGAUGGGCGGGGUACAAAUAAAUUAUUAUUAUUAUUAUUAUUAUUAUUAUUAUUAUUAUCCCUCCUUAUUUAACCCCCACAACCACCCUGCCAGGUAGGUUAGGCUGAGAGGCGUGACAGGCCAAAGGUCACCCUGUGAGCUUCAUAGCCAAGAGGAGAUUCGAACUCUGGUCUCCCAGGUGCUAGUCCAUAACUCUAUCCACUAUCCCAUGCUGACUCUUCAAAGGAUGAUGGAGGAGGUGGCCCUGGAGAGAUGCUUCCAGGCAGAAUGUGACUCUAGUCAGCUGAGCAGCCCCAAGCUGGCAGAAGUCACGUUCUUAUGAUGUCGGAGCAGCUUAUUUUAUUUAUAGCUGCACAACCAAGUCUGCUCCGUUAAAAAUUAAUCGCAAUAAUAGCAAUUAACAAUUCAUUACCAUGAGCAACAGAGAUGAUGGAACGACACUUUGCAUCUUUCACACACCCCGUGGCUUCCUACAUGGCAAAACUCCCGCAAUGUGGAAAGGGCUUUCAUGCAGGAAUUGCUCUGAAAUCUGCACUCAGACCGUCACCCUGAACAAGCAGGAACUUUGCUGCUUCGUCGUGUGUGGAAAACGUGCAGCUUCUUAAAGCAUCUUUAUGUAGAUAGAGCUGAAUAGCAGGCAGGUACAGAUCUACUUGCAGAUUUCAUGUGACUCGAUCGGCGUCUGCAUAGGAAAGUAUGAAGAAGAGUUUGGAUUUGAUAUCCCGCUUUAUCACUACCCUAAGGAGUCUCAAAGCGGCUAACAUUCUCCUUUCCCUUCCUCCCCCACAACAAACACUCUGUGAUGUGAGUGAGGCUGAGAGACUUCAGAGAAGUGUGACUAGCCCAAGGUCACCAGCAGCUGCAUGUGGAGGAGCGGGGAAGCGAAUCCGAUUCACCAGAUUACGAGUCCACCUCUCUUAACCACUACACCACACUGGCAAGUUUUAGACGUUCUGAUCAUAAGAAUAUAAGCCAAGCCUUGUUGGAACAUGGGACAAGAAUGGCUUAUGGUCCGGUAACUGGCUGAGGAUCAGGAGGAAGAGAAUUUGGGCAUCUCCAGAUUACAGGACCUCUCCCCCCCUUUUUUUUUUUGCUGCGGGAGUGGGGGAAUAUAUUCUGCAAUAUGUCAUGGAUGCAAUAAUAAAAAUGCAGUAGUGGUGGAUUAAUACUGACUCAUCCACACUUCAUUCCACUUUAUUAGUUGCCUUGUGAUGCUCCCCCAAGAUUAUUGCGCUAUUGCCUCCUGGAAGGGGCUCUUUUGCACUGUAGCGCAACAAAAAAAGCUGGGACAUUUGUGGUGGUAGAAAAGGUUAUGGGUUUUCAGCAGCAAGUUAAGAGAAAUGCGCUGAUUGGAAACAAAGCAGUACGACGACCACUCUGAAAUGUUUGCAGUCGCAAACGGUAUUGAAAAUGAUGUUGCGUAUAACCACCCUUGGGUUACAGGACCUCCAGGUUUGACUCUCUGGGUGGGUGAGAAUGUAUUUAAUUGAAGAGGAGGAGCUGGCUGCAAAUUAUAGGAUAGGCAUUCUGGGGUCUGCCCUCCUUUGCUUCCCUCUCCCAAUUAACCUCCAUCUCCAGAGGUCUCCUCCCAUAAUAUCGCCAGGCUUCAGGUUAGGGCCCUGAAAUCUCAGGGUCUGGGCUGCUCCAGACCUGGCAAGCCUAAACCACCCUGAUAUCAUGAGCACAAAUAAUCAUGAAUGCAUGAUAAAUGGGCACCCAGAGGGACCGUAGGAAUAAAUGGACAGUACUCACAGCUCUGCUGGAUCAGGCUAAAGGCCCACACAGUCCAUCAUCCUGGACCAGGGCAGAUACCUAUGGGAAACCCAUGGGGAGCACCUGAGUGCAACCGUGGUGUAAGAAGUGGGGUCCCUCAAGGGGCCUGAACUGGAACUGGUAGUUGUUAACUUGCUCAUGAAUGACCCCAGAGUCAGGGGUUAGCUGUGAGGUGGCCAGGCUUGCUGAUGACCCCCAAAUUGUUCAAGGUGGUAAGAAGACAAAAGGGACUGCAAGGGGCUCCGAAAGGAUCUCUCCCAAGUGGGUGAAAGGGCAUUAAAAGGGCAAAAGUGGUUCAAUUGGGAAGAAAGUGUUCCCAUCAGGACAAACACCCCUAACAUCUCAAAUAGGCACUGAUUGGGUCUGAGCUGGCAGUGACUGACCAGGAAAGGAACCUUGGGGUCUGGGUGGACAGCUCAGGGAAAACCUCGACCCGGUGUAUUACAGCUGUGGAAAAGGUGAAUUCCAAAAUCCUGGAGCGUUAGAAAAAGUUCAGAAAAGGACAAGCGAGGUUGUUCUUGUGACGAUGACACUACGGGCCCGACGGACCAAGAGGAAGACUGACAGGCCGGCCCCUCCCUUCCUUCCCCCGUACCGGCGCCAUGAAGUGGAUGUUCAAGGAGGACCACACACUGGAGCACCGCUGCAUGGAGUCCGCCAAGAUCCGGGCCAAGUACCCUGACCGCGUCCUGGUGAUUGUUGAAAAGGUCUCGGGCUCUCAGAUUGUGGACACUGACAAGCGGAAGUACCUGGUUCCAUCUGACAUAACUGUGGCUCAGUUUAGGUGGAUCAUCCGGAAGAGGAUUCAACUGCCGUCUGAGAAGGCAAUAUUCCUUUUUGUAGACAAGACUGUCCGCAAUCCAGCCUGACAGUGGGGCAGCUUUACGAGAAGGAGAAGGACGGUGGCCGAUAGUGGAGAAAACACCUUUGGCAUCUGAUUGCAUCUCCUUCCCUCUUGGGUCUUGUAAAUAGCCUCUUGUUUGUGAUCAUGACCCCCGGGGCACAUCCUGCAUCUGUCACUGGGUUGAUUUAAUAUAUGGAUAGAUUUUGUUAGCCUGGUAAUUUGUUGUUUAGUCGUGUCCGCCUCUUCCUGACCCCCUGGACCAGAGCACGCCAGGGCCUCCUGUCUUCCACUGCCUCCCGCAGUUGGGUCAAACUCAUGUUUGUAGCUUUGAGAACACUGUCCAACCAUCUCGUCCUCUGUCGUCCCCUUCUCCUUGUGCCCUCCAUCUUUCCCAACAUCAGGGUCUUUUCCAGGGAGUCUUCUCUUCUCAUGAGGUGGCCAAAGUCUUGGAGCCUCAGCUUCAGGACCCGUCCUUCCAGUGAGCACUCAGGGCUGAUUUCCUUCACAAUGGAGAGGUUUGAUCUUCUUGCAGUCCAUGGGACUCUCAAGAGUCUCCUCCAGCACCAGAAUUCAAAAGCAUCAAUUCUUCGGCGAUCAGCCUUCUUUAUCGUCCAGCUUUCACUUCCAUACAUCACUACUGGGAAAACCAUAGCUUUAACUAUACGGACCUUUGUUGGCAAGGUGAUGUCUCUGCUUGUUAAGAUGCUGUCUAGGUUUGUCAUUGCUUUUAUCCCAAGUAGCAGGCGUCCUUUAAUUUCGUGACUGCUGUCACCAUCUGCAGUGAUCAUGGAGCCCAAGAAAGUAAAACCUCUCACUGCCUCCAUUUCUUCUCCUUCUAUUUGCCAGGAGGUGAUGGGACCAGUGGCCAUGAUCUUCGUUUUUUUGAUGUUGAGCUUCAGACCAUAUUUUGCGCUCUCCUCUUUCACCCUCAUUAAAAGGUUCUUUACUUCCUCCUUACUUUCUGCCAUCAAGGCUGUGUCAUUAUUUAAAUACUGAAGCAAGGUAGUUGAGGGAUUAAAGUGAGGGGGAUUUUGAAAUGAAGCUUUACUAAUUAUUACAGUUUCAUAGUAAGGACGCUUCUGGAUUGUUCCAAACAGUCUCAAGAUGCUAAUAUGUUGAUUUUGGCUAGUGUCUUCCCCUUGAUGAAUUUUGUUAGAGGAAACUGAUUAAAAUUCCUCUCACAAAAGAAAAAGAAAAGGACAAGCGAAAUGACCAAGGAGUGACUCUCCUAUGGACAGAUAAGCCUACCCCAACCUUUGACCUGGAAGCCCAGUUUCCCAGAACCUGCCUUUGUCUGUCUGUAUCUCUGUGGUGGGGAACUGCAGAGAGGGCUAGCUGUCCUUGAACUCGGAUCCCAGCCCAAGGUGCAACGCCUGCGCCCCCUCCCCACCGGAUCCGGGGCUCAAGCAAACACUUCCUUUGAACGCCUCUGCUCACACAAACCGGCCUUUUCACAUGCCGAUCAAAGCAGGCUUGGGAGCCUCGCAAUUACGGCCGCCGCUGUUUGGGGUUGCAGUUCCAGCUUUUGUUUCUCCCGAAGCCAGGAGAAAAUGCACUAGGGCUGCCUCUCCCUCUGUCUGUGUGUGUGUGUGUUAUUUGUGCGAUGGGGGUCAUUUCAGAGUGCCCCCAGCUCAAUCUCCUCCCCCCUCCCACGAUGGCUGAUGUGGUUUUAUUCCUCCACCCAGGCCCAGUUAAUUGAGGGGAUGGGGAAAGUAGGGUGAAAGGGGGGAGAUUCAGAGCUGGGCUGCUGAUGGAAAUAAUUAUACGCCCAGCCUUUCUCUCCAGUUCCCCCGGAAGCCUAAUUAAGUCUUCUCACUCUGACAAGACCCUUUCUAAAAAAUAAAAUAAAUGUCUCCGGAUCCUGCUUUUGUCAUUGCGACGACAACAAAAAAGGAGAAACGCUAGACUGGAGCUGGCAGCCUCUGCCUCGGUCUGCCUUAAGACAAUGAGCUGCAGGUGGUUUCCCGCCUCCCCCAGGUGAUGCUCAGAACACCAAAUGUGUUUUCCUUUCUUCGGGCGAGAGGCGAUGGGCGGCGUGAGGCCACCAAAUGUGUUGAGAGAGAGCCAAGGAGGCAGGAACAGAAGCCGUCGCCAGCAGCGUAGAAGCCAAACCGCCCAGUUCAUGCUGGGAAGAACAGAAGAGGAGAGCCCGCUGGAUCAGGCCAUUGGGGGCGCAUCAAGUCCAGCAUCCUGUUCUCACAGUGGCCCACCACCAAACGCUUGUGGGGAACCCGCCAAAGCACGCUCUCCUCCUGUGGUCUCCUGCAACAGCCAAGGGCAGGCAAGAAUGUCUGAAUUCCCAGGCUUGAUUCUCAAGAGGGAGUCGCCAGGUUGGUGGCCCGGAGUCAGAAAUAAAGGCCCUCGGAUUAGCUGCCAGGUGAAAUGGUGUGAUUCCUUGCAUGUGAAGUCUACUCAAGGGGGAAGAGGUUCUCCAUAGAUUGGUCAGAUGCCCUUUAAUCCAGGAAAUUAAGUUUGAAAGUUGCUGUUGAAUUCAGGUCAUGUUUGCAGGCUUCCGGUAGGUACCGUGGUACCUCGGGUUAAGUACUUAAUUCAUUCCGGAGGUCCGUUCUUAAGCUGAAACUGUUCUUAACCUGAAGCACCACUUUAGCUAAUGGGAUCUCCUGUUGCUGCCGCACCACCGGAGCACGAUUUCUGUUCUCAUCCUGAAGCAAAGUUCUUAACCCGAGGUAAUAUUUCUGGGUUAGGGGAGUCUGUAACCUGAAACGUAUGUAACCUGAAGCGUAUGUAACCUGAGGUACCACUGUAUUUGGUUGGCCGCUGUGAUAACAGGAUGUUGGUCCAUAUGGGCAAUUGGCCUAAUCCAGCAGGCCUCUUCAUAUGGGCUUUGGUUCAUCCUGACUGCGCCACUCACCAACCUCCCCACCACUCCUCUCUCCCAUGUAUCUAACCCCCUAGGAAGUGGUUCUCAACCUGUGGGUCCCCAGAUGUUGUUGGACUACAACUCCCAUCGCUAGGGAUGAUGGGAGUUGUAGUCCAACAACAUCUGGGGACCCACAGGUUGAGAAUCACUACAAGCUUCCCCUUCUCACCCCACACAAGGGCUAAACUGACUUUUCCUCUUCCCAAUCCCCAUUCUACAUGCAAAUCCGGGGUUGUGACGUGGUGUUACAGGCCCACCAAUAGGGACUGUGCUCUCACUUCAUGCAAAUGUAGGAUUGCGACGCAGCACUGCAAAUCCUCCCAUGGGGGCUGCGUGAUGACCGCCUUACGUUUUUAUGUAUAUAGGAAGAAACGUACCAGUCUCAUCAAGGAAUCUCAUUGAGGAAGGGCCAUAAUUCAGUGUGAAAUUCAGAAGCUCCCAGGUUCAGUCAUGGGAAUGGAAAAAGCUGCCUUGUACUCAUUCAGACCAUUGGUCCAUCAGGAUCGUCCACAGUGACUGGCAGCAGCUCUUCAGGUUUUCUCCUAGCCCUACCUGGGUUUGAACCCAGGAGAUCCUUCCUUCAGGGCAGAGGCUCUGAUACUGAGCCAUGGCUCUUCCUAUCUUCAGUUGGGGCUGGGAAUGUCCCCUGCCUGAAACCUGAGAGGGCCUGUGCAUAGAGGAAAGUGUUUUCUCCCUCUUUAAUAACAUCUGAACCCACAGACACCCUAUGAAGCUGAAUGUUGGAAGAGUGGUACUGAUGAAAGGAAGUCUGUUUGGUGUUCAGCAUCAUGCCCUGAUUUCCUCCUGCUCUUUCAGGCCAGUUGGCACUUGACAGGAAUCUCUACUUAGCCACUCUUCUGCUGUCCAAGUGGCGGGCUUCCCCUCGGGGUGUGUUUGUGUGGCCCAGUCCAUUUGAAACACAGGUCGAGUCUUUGGAGCCUCUUCGUUGGCUCCUGCCUCUCUCCUCUUCCGCCAUCACUCGCCCUUUCUGGAGUCUCUUACAAUCCUCUUUAGACCUCGUUGACUCACUCCGAUUAGUGUCGCCCAAGCCCUAUUUAUAGCAUCGCAAAUCCCACAAGCAACGGUGAUUUUGCCAUGGACUUGUCGGGCUGCUGGCUGCUCUGUAUCCAGCAAGGCCUGGUACAUGGAACGCAAACCCCCAGUUUCAUGGAGAUUUACUUAAUCGUUGAACUCUUUUCUUUUUUCUUUUUUCCAUUAUUUAUAAAUUUUAUUGGUAAUUUUAUUUACAACAUAACAUAAACCCCCCAAUACAGAAAUCAACCCUCAAUAAACGUGAACAUAACAUACAAUGAGCACAACAUACAACAAUACAAACAACCAAAUAAAAAACCUCCUUUAUCCUGUACCUGGCCUCCUUAUUUACUUCUUAUAAGCUGUUUCCUUUAUGAGUAAUUAUUAAGAUUUUUCUAAUUAUAACUUAAAUAUCCACAAAGUCUCCUGCAGACAGGAGGGGCAAGGAUCCUAACUGCUAAAAACUGGGGAAAAGAAACUGUGCUAAAAACUGGGAAAAAGACAAACUGAUAGAGUAUAUUGAACUGGCUAGAUUAACAGAGGCAAUUAGAGAUCACACUAGACAAGAGUUUCAAAAAGCAUGGGGAAAAUGCAGAGAAUACUUCGCAAAACAGUGCCCUAAAAUACAUACCUGGACUUGUUUCAAUUAAUCGUUGAACUUUAUACGCUGCUUGAUUGCAAAAACAACCGCCGCCACCACUUCAAAGCGGUUUGCAAAAAGGAUAAAACAAUAAAAUUAUAAAUAGGAAAAAAUGGAAGCAUAAAUUAAGACAUCUGAAAAGUUAAAAUAACAAUAGACUAAGGCGGCCGUGGAGGUGGUGCAUGGCGGUGGCAAGGAGUGGAGGCCAGGCACCCACGGGUACCCACAGCAAACAUUUCGUGGGGGCCUGGGUCUCCAGGGCCCCCUGGAGAUGGCACCAGUGGCUGCAUCUUCCCUAACAGACCUCCCCCACCUAUAUUAAAGGUAAAGGGACCCCUGACCAUUAGGUCCAGUCGCAGACGACUCUGGGGUUGCAGCGCUCAUCUCGCUUUAUUGGCCGAGGGAGCCGGCGUACAGCUUGCGGGUCAUGAGGCCAGCAUGACUAAGCUGCUUCUGGAGAACCAGAGCAGCGCACAGAAACGCCGUUUACCUUCCCGCCAGAGUGGUACCUAUUUAUCUAGUUGCACUUUGACGUGCUUUCGAACUGCUAGGUGGGCAGGAGCAGGGACCGAGCAACUGGAGCUCACCCCGUCGCGGGGAUUUGAACCGCCGACCUUCUGAUUGGCAAGCUCUAGGCUCUGUGGUUUAACCACAGCAGCGGCAGCAGGAGACCCCAUUAGCUAAAGUGGUGCUUCAGGUUAAGAACAGUUUCAGGUUACGAACGGACCUCCGGAACGAAUUAAGUACUUAACCUGAGGUACCACUGUAUUGGUUAAUUUUUCUAGUAGGGAUAGUGUUGACCGGAUUCAACAUGACUCUCUCUCUCUCUCUCUCUCUCCCUUCCCAGGUCAAGGUCUGGUUCCAGAACCGCCGCACCAAGCAGAAGAAGGACCAGAGCAGGGACUCAGAGAAGCACGCCACUUCCACCUCGGAGUCCUUUGCCACCUGCAACAUCCUGAGACUCCUGGAGCAGGGGAGGCUCCUGUCGGUUCCCGGGGGGCCCCCCAGCCUGCUCUCCCCUGCCCCCAACCCCGUCGGCAACCCCUCCGGAAACGGGUCCUCGAUGGGCGCGUCAGGGAACACUUCGCCAGGCCUGGGUGGUGGGGGCAGCCCUCCGGGGACGGGGGCCUUCAGCUUGCAGGUCCCCUCGCUGGCCGCCCCCUCGGCGUCCCCUCGGCUGCCGGCGGCCCCUCUUUGCUUUGGCGGCCCUUUGCUGGGGACCCUCCACGAGCUCCCCAGCGGAUACGCACUGGGCACCUCCGCCUUUGAGCCUUACACGCGGCUGGAGAGGAAAGACAGUGGUGCGCUAGCCAGCAAGAAGCCGAGCCCUUAA